This is a messenger RNA of Xyrichtys novacula (pearly razorfish), 55530 nucleotides long. Lineage: Eukaryota; Metazoa; Chordata; Actinopteri; Labriformes; Labridae. The record is from the annotation of a GenBank genome assembly.
GAUGACAUCACGAGCCGCCCGGACCAACCAGUCGGUUGAAUCACCUCUGAACCGUCUGGAUUGUCGUGUGUGGCUUUUUCUCCGCUUUCUGUAACGUUUGCCUGAUGAACUUGUGGACCCAACUUACCGGAAAAAUUCCGAACGUGACAAGGUAAGAAAACUGUCGUUUGAACAAAACUUAAAUGAGGACGGCUGGAGAAAAGCAGCAUACACAGCUGCACCGGGCCGUCCUGGUGGUGACCUCCGUACCGGUGUAGCCGGCCAAUGCAACAGCCAUCAUUAAAGACACUUGGGGCCGCUUUACUCAAGCUGUUCCGGCGUCUUUUGCUCGAUUUUCAGAGUUUUCAAGCGUAACUAAGGCUGCUGAACACUAGACUUUAGCUCACAGGAGUAAACAGACAAACGUCGGGUAGCAUUUGCAUAUAAUAGUUUUUGUUUAGUUAGUCUGCUGGGGAGAGAGCCUGUUCAUCUUGAAAACCGCCCCUCCUCGGUUUUCAACAAUACCUGUGUAGAAACAGGAGAGGGCCGACCUCCCUUUAAAGCUUCUUGACUUCCCUCUGGAAAAGUGGGAAAGUCAUUGCAUCCAUAUCCUUGGUAUGAGUCGUUUUGCUCCUCUGACCUUAAACAUCUCAGGUUUUGCCACCAAAUCAAGAAUUUUGGGGCCUCUUUAUUUCCCAGUAGUCUGUUUGUACAAUUCUUAAAUAUAAGCAGCACUGUGCAAAUGAAGCUAUGUGAAGAAAGUUUGUAGUAAAUGUCUGAGGGCCAACUUUGGCUAUGUGUUCACCUGAUUAAAACUACAUUUCUGUUGGCUAAACACAUUAAUUAUGAAACUGUCUGUGUUGCAAUAAUAACUAUACAGGCAGACACAUGCAGUCAACAUUCAUGAUACUUUCUUUCAUUCUUUCAUUAUUCUCCUCGUGUGCAUAAAAACACAAAUACCAAACAUUAAAAGCAUUGACAAUCAAAAUAGACAGUGUACAAAUAACUCUCAGCAAAACAACACCAAUCCAGUAAGAGGAGCGACAGACAGAAAUAGAGCUUAUCAUGUCCUGCCCCUACCCUUACAGUCUUAUAAAAGCAUCAACAUUUUACAUAUGUCUGUGUGUGUGCAUGCACACUUUGCACGUGCCAACAAUCCAAUAAAAUGAAGAAACAAAAACAAAAUAAUUAAAUACUGAAAUACUGCUGUUUUAAUAUCAGAUAUUAUAAUCCCUGCAAUUUCUGUUCUUCAAUUUCAAGUUUACCAGCACAAUAAACAGGCGUCUACCAACAGUACAACACCAGUAGGCUAUAAAAGAGAUUGUCGAGUCAGAUGGUGGAGGUGUUACUGUUAGAGGUGUGGAAGGCCACAAAUAGAUGAUAAUAUGUAACUUGAUGGACAUAUGUGUGAAUUGAAUUUAAAUCUUAGUGGUGAAAUAUGUUGUCAACAAAUUCCACUUUACCUAUGAGGAAAAGCUUUUUAUCAAUUGAUACAGUAUACAUACUACACUUCUUAUCAUAACUCAACAGUUUUCUCAUGUUCCCCCCAAGAAGAGACUGGCCUCCGGAGCUCUCUGACAUAUGAUUCACCUGUCCUCAGUUAAUAUUCACUUGUACCUUGUUGGGAAGUGGAAUAACUCACUUGUGAAAGCCAUGAAGUAACAGGUCAGUCAAGGAGCACAACACUGAGAUUAUCACAGGAUAAUCAUUCUAGUGGUGGGCUUAUACCCAGUUGGGUCCUUAUCAGAGCGGACUUGCAUUCCUGAGAAUUAAAAUGCUCUAAAUCAUUUAGGGGCCUGUAUGUGCUUGUAAUGGGCCGUUGCCUUGUGAGAGGGCUUACUGCUGGGGUGUGAGCUGCUGACAUGUUUUUACUGUAAACACUGGGAGAAGCUUUACAUGAUGUACCAUGCUGUUAUUUUGUCCACAGUGUUAAUGCUCAGACAGGGAGUUGGCUGGUUACAGAUCAGCACUGGCAGGCCCUGACAUAUGCAUUGUGAGUUUUGUUUUUCUGAAAAGGUGCAUAUUACCGAUGAUUUGGCUGUUUAGUUGCUGAAUUAUAACCAGAGGGGUUUGUUUUAUGUCUUUCUAAUUGAUUCGGGCCGGUGCACUGCCAUAGUCUGAUAUUUCUAGCAGAAAUGGACUCUACAGAGAUGUACUGGUAUUUGUUUACAUGACAGAUUUGCAGUCAGUUGUCUGUACAGGCCAAUUGAAAUAUGUCACCGUUUGAUAUUGUUUAUAACAGCCAUAACCCUGUUUUACCUUAAUGACCUUAGUUUGCGUGAUAUGUUGACUGUAUACUUAAGGUGAAACCACACUCAAACUAACCUGAGGUGACCCUUGCAUGAUAUCUGACUGGUAGGACAUGAUAUGAGUUCUCAUUAUGUCUUUUUGCCUGACAGAUGAGCAAACAAAAGUGGCAUUUCAUGUUCCUUGAUAAGCUUGUUAGUUCACCGUAUUAGGUACUGUUAGCAGCUGUGCCAGGCAGCUUUAUGGUAUUACUUCCUCUACACAAGCAUAGCCUUGAGGCUACAGCAACACCGGUCUUGUUUUGUUGGCACUGGACAAUUUGUUGAUGUUUCACAAGAUCUCUGUGUUGGCACACUAUGUGAAAAAAAAAAACUGUCAAAACACGCGCGGGCCUCCAGGAUUGAGGUUUGAUUUUAAUUGGAAAGCCUAAACCACACAACUGUUAGGUAUAAAAGCUUAUUUUUGCCCAUUUGCAAACAUUAUGAUACAUCAGGGAUAGAUAAUAUUAGAGUUGUUGUGAUGCCAGUGCCUGUACAGUAAAUGCCCGCCAAAGCUGCCUGAGAUGUAGUUUUGGGUAUGUGUUUGUACACCAGUUCAUUCAUGGUCUUUUGGUGUCAUUUGUUAGCCCCACAACAUUAGCUUUUUUUAAUCUGUAAAACACUUACUUACACAGUAAUAAUAUAUAUAUGUCAUAUGGUUACCAUUAUACAGGGACAAAUACAUAAUAAAGUAGUUGCUUGUGAAAAAUCAUGGUUUCCUGGCACCCUUUGGUGGACGUACAUCUGGAAAGGUCACAAGGCAACCGCAAAUGUUUCUUUCUUUAUAAUGCUAUCCUUUAGUCACUCUGACACCAAAGGGGCUCACAAAGCUCAAGAACAUUUGUUGGGAUUGGUCCAUGAAGAAAAAAAGUUAUACUGCAGUGUUCUUGUUUAAGAUGGUUGGUCAUCUCUAUUUGAUAAGAUAUUUUUUUAAAAGUCCCGAGGGGGGAAAUUCCAAAGUGACCUACCAUCUGCCAAUUUCUCAUUGCUUAGAGAGAAGAAGCUUUAUUGUCAUUGUACAGGAAAACAACCAAAUUUCCAAAUUUUGGCAGCAUCUCUCUGCAGCUACAUGGCACAUUUAUUAAAAUGUGUUUUAAAUAGAAGAGGAAAAAAGGAAUAAAAUAGUAGUAAAAGUAACCUAAGUAAAGUGAACCCUCAUCAAAGUCUAUAAAGUGUAGCAGUGUAUUGUACCUGGUGCUCUUUUGCCUGCCAGCACACAGUAACUCUCCUGGGGUAACUGGGUUAAUGAACUGAGUGUUAAGUUUCACAGUGCUGCCAAUGCAGCAGGGGGGAUCGGCUUCCUCUGAUGGCUCACAUUAAGCUCUACAGAGUGAAAGAGUAAAUAGUAGCACCAACAACAGGGGGGAGGUAUAGACUCAUUAUUUUUUCAAUGGUGGGAGUCAUUAAGGAGUGGCUGAGACACAGCUGAGCCCCUUAGACCACCAUAUGUCUGCAUGGUUUCCGGAUGUUGAGGUGGUUAAUGUAUUGAGGCAGGUGCUGAACCCCAGCACGCUGAUGACCGUUUUCACAUUGAGACAGACGAAAAUGUUCAUCCUUACUUUAAGAUGCCAGUUUUAUUUUGGUGUCCUUCUACUGAUGUAAAAGGUUUACACCCAUGAAUCUUUCAGUCACACUCAAAAGAACGCAAACUUACUAAAAUAUCUGUGUAUGAUGUGGCACAGUCGGUAAAUUAAGGCUUUUGGCGCCACUAAGAAGUAAAUCCAGUAGCACACAAUGGUUUCUUGACUCAGCUUAAAUAUUGACUCAUGAAGUGUGUGUUACUUUGUAAUUCCCUUUCUGUCCUCCCUUCACACAGGGUGUUAGACAUUGUGAUGAAACGCUUUCUUUGGUUCGACAAUAUCACAAGGUCUGUUGCCAGUGACUUUGUGCUGCCAUUUAUGCAACAGUCUCUAUUAAUGUUCAAAAUAGGACCUAUGAUGGCAUGCCAGUAUAUAAUACAGCAUUAUACCACAAUGCCAACUUCCACAUCAUUAUUUGAUUUACACAUUUGAUUUUCAAGCUGAAAUUAGAGAAUGUUUGAUUUUAUUGCUGAAUUAUUAUUCCAGCAGUAACUGAUCCUCAAAAUAGUUGCGCUUUUUAAAAAUAUUUUCCUGUGGUUUAACAAGCUGUCUUCACAAUAAUGAACUUCAGGAGCAGGGCGUUUAAUCAGAAAUGUCUUUAAUGUUGUCCUUUUUGUCCUGUGUUUAGGACUUUUCUCACAGUUUAUAUCUGUAUAUCAUAGCUAAAGCAGCAAUAUGCGGUCUGUCUCAUAGUUUGUUAAAGUGGCCUUGAAAGUCCUUGAGCUGGUGCCCCCAGGUCACUGUUGUUCUUGCUGAAGCUCCAGACUCUCUCUUUCGUCUGGUUGAUCCUGAGGGUAAACUGUGCGGACCCGCAGGACUCUGUGGGCUCGCCACCACAAUAGGCUAGUAUGACUGUUUGAAUGUGGCAUUCUUUGAGCAGUGUGCUUCACUUGGGCCAAACAAUGGCUUCAUUUAGCAUCCCUUCUCUGCCGUGGUCUGCUCUGUCACCAUAGCAUCGCUCUCAUGCCACACCCUGCCCCCCAGUCUGGCCCGGCUUUGCACUUGUCCCUGCUAUUAGGACAGCUGGGCCUUGGCAGCCAUUGUUUGGCCACACCCGAGACCCUACCCCACAUUUUAAGAAUUUUUGUUUGGAGGGGAAGUUGGCAUUCCCAUCCCAUGCUCUUCAUUUACAAUAUUGUUUGAUAAACCAUGUAAAUCUUGAGUCUGGUUGAGAUUGUUGAACACAAUUUAAUGGAGAAAAAACAAAGAGUGCAGCUGAACAUCCAACUUUUGUAUUUCAAAGUAAAGGCAGGCAAUGGUCUGCUGUUUGAGGCACCUUUUUAAAAUUUUCUCCGCUUAACCCUGAAACACCAACAUCUUCGUCACACAUGUACAAGAGUAGAUGAGUUAGAGACCCUUCCUAGCUGCAAUCUGCUUGUCCCCUCCAAAGACCACUGACUCUUGACCUCUCUGAUUGUUUGGUGGUGAAAAGGCAGUGCUCCCUGUUUCCAGCUCAACCACUCAGAGGUGGUAGAUUUUUAAUUAAUGGGUUUAAAGCCGACAGCCCUCAGGCUCUUUGGUGAGUAAUGGAUCCUUCAUGGCACGUCAUUAUCUCUUUCCUCUGUUUUUAUGAGCAAUCAUAAAAAUCAUCAGUUUCUGGAUGCUGUGAGCCAAUGAGAAACCCCACCUCAAAAUCACUGCAGAUGUUGUGCACUGCCAACUUUUUACUGCUGUUUUUUACAUUCUAGUUUAUAAGAUUGUGUCAUCUUGAUGUCAUUGUUAAAUUUAAGGUUAAAACAUGUCUGGUUUUAACUUCUAGAGCUCCCCCGGAGAAACAAGCCUUGAUCUACAGAGUUUUGGUUCUAUAAGUAGAACUAGGUGACCUAUGAAGUUGUAUUUUGGGUCAGUUUGAACUUUUUGCAGCUCUACUCUCGAGAGCACCGAGCAGGCUGUGCUACUUCUGAUGCAUACUUUGCUUCAUUUGUGAGACUCAUCACAGGUAAUGACUUUAGAAGAAGAGUGCUGUUAAAUGAAGAACUAAGUCAAACUUGUAUUGCAGUUGCUUUUGAGCAAAUAUUGCAUGCAUGCAUCAUCUUAAUUUUGACCUUGACUCAUGAAUUGUUCCUUAUGAAACUAGGCCUCUGCACUAGUUAGUUCACUAGAAAUCACUGCAACUUGGAGAGGGGUCUGGCUGCAGACCUCCACUAAGUGGACUGGAAGUUGUUUGAAGCCUUUCAAAAUAAAAGCAAAUAUACUGGGAGUUAGGGCUGGGCGAUGUGGCCUAUAAUCAAUAUCGUGAUAUAUUGAGCAGUUCACCUCGAUAACGAUAAAUGGACGAUAACUACUUCACCUCUCCUCACCUGUCUUUCCCUCUUUGUUACGGACUGAAUUGGAUGGAGUCACAUCUCUGACGUAGGACAGCGUCUUAAAGGGACAUGAGACCAAAGCCUACCUACACACAUCCAAAAUGACGUCUGUUAUUGUCGUAAAUUUUGGUAUCGGUAAAUUUAAGGUUUAUCGCCCAGCCCUACCGGGAGUACGUUUCUUGUUUUAUGUCGGAAGUUGAUUCAAAGUCUCUCAAAUUAAAAUCAAUUACACCGGGAGGAUUGUAUUUUUUUUUUACUUGUGAAUAUCAUUUUUUAUUCAAUGGGCUUUAUUUUAUGUAUGUAAUGUUGAUAUGAUUUUUUUGUGUAUUCAUGUGUUCAACAAAGAAAAAAUACAAAAGGGAUGACGACUUCAAACAAACUGUAGUGCGUGAAAAAAAAACAUCACUUCAGGUCCUCUCAGUGGAGGUCUGCAGGUAGACUGUCUUGGCAACUUCUGUAUUGCUUUGUAUCGUACUAUUACUGUUACAGACCAAUAGACUAAUAUAAAAUCUACUAUAAACAGUAACAUCUCUUCCUAAUACACUAACACAGGAGAAAUCAGCACCCCUGCAUAAACCAAGCUAGCACUAGAGGUUAUAAAAGAGGCCAAUCACUAUCUGUGUGUAAAGGGAAACACUGACUCUGUGUGUGUUUACGUCCCACACUCAGCUAAGCCAGUUCUGUCACACAGCAGGUAGCAAUGGAAAGGUGUUCUAUGACUAAGUGCUGAAAAUGACACCUGCGAGCGUAAAGGUGGAGCAGCCAAAUGAUGCUACCUGUCAGUGCUUGUAUUUCCUGGAUCAAUACCUGAGAUUUGGAGUACGUGAGCUGUCUGCGGUCGUAAAAGUUAGUGUCAUAUCAGAUGCCAGCAUUCACAGACUUGUUUUUGUUCAUAGUCUGGUUGUUUUGAUUGCUUUAUUUCUUUCAGCUUAUGAAGUUUUAUUUUGUUUUUUUUUAUAUGCAGAGCAUUUCUGUUUUUCAUGGUGUUCAGUUGCUGUUAAAAAGUCAUCAUCCUCUUGCCAAAUCUAGAUAAUUGAAGCAAACGUCAAAAUAACCACAACAAACACACGUACCGCACUGAAUCACGUGCAUCCAAGGCCACAAAAAUGCAAAAACAGCGUGGCUAUGUUGCAGUUCAAACAAAGGAAACGUGGGCCCUGUCCUGCAUGUAAUUGUGUAUAUGUGGCGUGGGGGGAGUGCCAUAACUGAUGGUCAUGUUGAUUUGAGAAGGUUGGUGGGGGUUUUAUGGGCCAAGUGAGAUUCAUGUUUCAAUCCCUGCUUGCCUCUGCCUCCUUUGUCUACAAUAUUAAUGCCAAUUCCCAAAGCAGAGAAGCUGGAAAUGAGGAUUCUAUAUGAGUUUGCAUUUUAAGUAGAUCUGUGAGCUGCCUGUCUAAUUUUUUUUUGUUUGAUAGUCUUGUGGGAGAGGCAUCAGUUGAGAAUCUGCCAACAUUUUUCCUUUUUAUCACAUGGGCGCAGUCGUCAAUUCAGGUUGUUACUUGUAGUUGUGGUAAUUACAGUUCAAUCACUGGAAAAUGAUGCGUGUUUAACAUCUCAGAGGGAACCAUAUCACGCCAACAGCACAGGUUUCUAGUACAGCUCACGUUACAGCCUGUAAACCAUUAAAAACGUGAGUUCAAACUAUUUACUUUUUGCCAUACCCUAAAAGAUGAGGAAGGUGAUUGUGGAAGAAUCCAGGAGUUUCUGAAGGUGCAGAAUUCUUCAUGAUUUCUGAUUUUACACACCUGCAUAUGUCCUGUUAUCCUGAUUUAGCAGUUUCAAUUUGGUUUGAUGCCAGCAUGUUUCUUAGUGGUGGGAGAAAAACGAUUCACAUAAGUAUCGCGAUUUUUUGUUUUACAAUUUUUAAAUAAAUUUUUAUGUUCAAAAAUGUUUUUUUUCUCCAAAUUUAAGAAUAAAUCUUGAAAACUGACUUACAUAUGAUGUAUUUUUGGGGGAUAUAUGGUUCCUGGAAUAGUCAAUAGACAAUCAUAAUCAUACAUUGGAGUUAAAAUGCAGACUAAAGGUCCUUACACAAUUGGAACAACGCAAAUAUAUGAUGCGAAAUUACGAAAUAUUCAGAGGCAAAUUUUGACACGCCUGACUAUACAUCAAGCGCAAUGCAAUUUUCUGGGGGGGGGGGGGACACAACACGAAAUCUGAUUUGUCAGAAAUGGACACCCAAUAUGCGAAACUUUAGAAAAAUGGACCGUGAUCUGAAAAAAUAAAUGCCACAACAUCGCUGAUGUGAAUGCGUAUUGACAGGAUACAGGUUUGAAAAAAAUAUUGACGUCCGAAAUAAUUGCACGAAAAAAACGCUCUCGGUAUGAAAGGACCUUAAAGGUCGAGAUAAUCGACAAUAUUAUAGAAUCCCAAUUUAAAUCGAAUGGGCAUCCAAAAAAUUGUAAAAGAAUCGAAUUGGGAGAAAAGCUUAUCUUCCCAGCCCUAAAGUUCCUCCACUUAGACACAACCAAAGCAUGUGUGGCAGGCCUUCAAAAACAUCAGAUGCAGCAGCAGACUUUGCCAGAGUGCAGCAUACUUUAUCAUUCUCUUUAUAUGCCUCCCAACCUUGUCGAAAUGCACACUCAAGUUCUGACAAGUCAUCAGGUAAAAGAGCCAAGACAGAUAUGUUUGGGCUACACAUCCUUUAUCUUCUGCAUGAUAUGAGGAAUAAAUGCACUUGUUUGUUACUCAUUUUUCCAGUCUGUGUGUUUGCGGACCUCCUGAAAGGAGAUACCGCUGGUAGUUGUACCCUGGUAAUUUAAUUUACUAUAAACUGAAUUGGCCUCUCUGGAGCUGAUAAUGUCUGUCAUGCACAUCCUGAUUGAAUUUGCAGAAUUUGUGAUUAUUGCAGAAAGCACCUUUGUUCCUUUGUUGGUUCUUACUCCACUUGGUUACAGACUGAAAGUCCUCAGUCUGUCUUGAGGCAGCAUAUCCACAUGAAGGGAUCAUUCUUCUGUUAAUCUGAAAGAUGGCCACAGUAGCUAGCUUUCUCUCUUCAGGCAUAGGUGCUGGUAUUGUUCCAUCAGGCAGGGUUUUAGGCUGUUACAUCAAGCAGGUUCCCACAGUAUAACCUAACAGUGUGAUAAUAUUCUGAAGGAAAGCCAUCAAAACAGCCGUGUAGUCAGACAAAACCAGCUGCAUCAACAGCUAACUGUUCCCCAGGAGCGAUUGUGUUACAGCUUUUAGUGGCUACCACUGUUAGCUGCCAUAUUUCUCUCUUCUUCUUUCACAGUUAUGUAACUUGUUUUACUUUACCUAUGUUUUGAUUUUUCUGAAAGGGCAAACUUAAGAAUUAUUUUAGCUUGUCUGUUUUAAGGAAAAUAACCAAUGUAAACCAAAAUAAUUCCUGAAAUAAAAAAACACAGUUUUGUAAUCGGUGUGCCCUGAACACCUUGUUGCCUUGUGUGGUUGAUUGCUUAGAAGCCACAGGGCAGAGCCUGUCAGGUCGAUCCUGUUAAACAGUAGGCGUCCUUGUUAACAUCCCUAAACGACUCCUUUCUGCUGUUUGUGUUUUGGUUUUGGUUUUGAUCUCACUGCCCAGCUCUCUUGGGCUGUAUUCACACAUGAACUUUACUCCUGAAAACUUCACCUGCAGAGUGAAUACAGUCGGUCAAAUUGGGGGCAGGGUUUAUAAUGUUUACCACAUGGAUGAUACGCCACGAGAGUGAUCUUCCUGCACAAAGUAAAUCUGCAACUGUUUUUUUUCUUCUCUGUUUAUAGACUCCUAUGAAUAUGUAUAUUGACACAUAGCAUGAUAUAAAGGCACCAUUCUCAUUGGUUAUCUUGUAAAUAGUAGACAGUGACUACCACAGUGACCACCUUUAUCCUUACAUGCCUUCUUUAAAAACACUUUUCCCAGCAGAUAAAACGUCCCGCUGGGAGGAGCAUGUAUGAAGCAAACUUUUGAUCCUUUCAGGGGCACGUUAUCCUGAAUUUUUUUUUUGGAGUGAACAUGCGACAAAGGCUGUGGUUGAGUCUUGCCAGCACAUUUCUCUAUCUUGACUGUUUUGCUUUAUCCUGUCAGGUCCCAGGUUGUUUUUCACUGCUGAGAUUAUGACAGACUCAGAGAUAAGCAGCUUGUAUCUCCGCCAUGCAGCCAUGCAAGAUGUCCGCGCUCUUUAUAUCUAGCAGCUUUGUUCCACCUCAGACUUUGCCUCUGUGUCAGUCACUCAAUCAUGCAUCCGGCUGGCCAUGAGCCGGUCUCACUUCCGUGUUGGCAUUCAGAGAUGAGGCAGAGAGACCUCAGACCUUUUCACAUGGAUUUAGUCUGGUGAACUAAUUAUCAGAGUAUCUGGGUCUGACAUUUGCUAAUAGCCACACAAGGCUUUGACACUAUCUUCUCCACAUAGCAGACUGCAUACUGAUUGGAUUAUGUUGGAUUAGUAUUACUCUAUUUGUUUGUUUUUGUGCUACCUUUAAUUUAAUACUCAGUGCAUCAUGACUUUUAUCUCUCUGCUAGAGACCGUAGUUAGUGAUUUCCCAGAGCAGGGCUGUUGGCCUACAUCUGGAGGGAUCAACAAGUUAAGCCAGAGCCUUUUAACUCUCAAAUUGUGUCAAUCCUUUACAAGCACGUUCACUGCAGCUGCAGCCACUCACUUCAUAGUAUUUCUGCCUCUUCUGGGAGGAUCUUUUUACCUUUGAAGCCCUGAAUUCCCCAAGGUUUUCUGUGAGUAGUAGAGUCAGUGUGCACUUUGAAGGAUAUCUUAAAAAUUCAGAGAUAAGAAAGAAUAUAUUUAGCUUUCUGAAUAUCACUUUCAGCUCAGAAAGAGUAAAUAUUAAAACAAGAGGUAUGAUUUGAAAAUUGUUGGCGCUCACUAGUGGUUGACUGAUAAGGAUUUAUGUAUUUUUUUUAAUUUACCACCUCCAGUAUUUAAAGAACAAGAUGGCUGAAUGCCAGAAUAUAAUGAUAUCACUUCAUUACUUUAUUGCAUCUGUGAAAAAUAAAAAUAACAGUUAUUGAUCCAUGUGCAAUAUAAUCUCAAGAACACGUUUCUGAUGGAUUUUAGAUUCAUACUUGAAAUGGAAGAAAAAUAUUUAUGUUCUAUGCUGUGGGUGUCCGAGCAUUACAGAUAGAGUUUUGACCUGCUGUUAUCAUUCAAAGGGAUGUUAACAUUGCUCAGCAGCAGCUACAUUGAUGAGCUAGCGCUGUCUGCAGACAUGAUUUAUUCAUAUUUUUAAUCGGCCUCAUCAGUCCAAAUAUCGGCCGAUUAUUUUAAAAUGCCACUAAUCCAUCUAUCUCUGGAGCUGGCACACUCAAAUGUAAACAGACUUUGACAAAUGUAUUUGUACUUAUUCUCACAUAUCGUUGUUUUAUAAAGGAUCAAAAACAUGAAAUUCUGUUUAUCUGAGUACAGCUCAUCCUUGAAUGAUGAUUGUAAGUUGGGAUGAGUGCUUUUGAAAUCCUGCGGGUUGGACUCAGGUUUGCUCUGGAGGGACUAGUUUAAACUUCUGCUCUUGUGUAUUCAGUUGAACACUAUUUUUUAAUCAAGAAAUAAUCCAAAGGACUUCACGAAUAUGUAAAAGGAGACCUGCAUUUUUUCGUGAAUUCAGAAAGAUGUGUGUCCCUUCUGGGAUUAGACCUUUCCUUUACUGGGGUAAUUACAAGCUUUGCUGAGGGUGGGGUAGCAACUUGAAGGACCCUUUUUAAUCCUAGCAUGGCAUUUAAUUUGUGAUAGUUAGGGUCUCUUGCAAGGGAAGGGCUGCUUGGGUGGAAUUUAUAGAUACAGCCCCACCCUGCAUGAAACAUGUGCACAUUGUGGCCCUGUUUCUCUCCGCCACAUGAUACGAGCCAUAAUACGACGUUCUCCCUUUACACAUUCCUUCACAGCAGUCUGAAAAAUGUUUUUUAUUUAUCAUAGUACCGGGUCUGUGUCCUAUGAUCCUGCUGAACAAGUAUUUAUCAUUAGCACGCAGAAGGACUUUUAGUUCAUUCUCACAACAUUAUCAAACCUCUAGGCUUCACUGAAAUGCUCUUCAGAUACCUGCAUGCGUGAAGCACUAUUAGUUCCUGUUUCACACUGCACACAUCGAUUAACGUAUCACAAAAAACCUUUUAUUUUGCUACAUAACUAAAGAAACUCGGUCAGCUAGCUUGUAGUCAUGGUUGACCUUUUCAGGGUCAGCUACACUCUGCAACCAAUCGGAUUUUCAUACUUCCUGGUGUCACUGUUAAUGCACUGCGAACUGAUUUCCAAGCAUCGGCAGCUUUGAGCUUUUAACCUCAUUUCUGUCUGUUAAACAUGGUGUCCUAAAACCACAGACUGCACUAUCAGAAAGGCUAAUAGGUCGUAGCAAAUCUUUGACUCUAAUGGGGGGUGGGGGGUGGGUGAUAGGGACACUUUAAAGUUUUCACAACCCGAUAAGCUCACAAAACUUUACUUUUGUUUUUUCACAUAUAGGCUGGAUUGACUUUGUCUUAUGUACUUAAUUGUUAGGCAAACACAUAGCACCCUGUGGUUAAAAACACAGUAACAAAGCAACAAAAAUGUGCUGUACAUAAGGGUAUUGAAAAAAAAUGAAAAAUAAGGGUCAAGUUGUGUUUCCCAGUCGUGACAGGCUUAAUAAUUAACUGAAAAGAAAGAAAAUGUUCAAACCAACACUGUUGUUUUCAGGCGAGGAACAAAAUCUAUCCCUUGUAUUCAAAUAAAGAUGCAAAUGUCCAACCAACUGCCAAGGUGAAGAGGAGGUUAUGUUACAAUACUCAAGCUUGAUCAAUCCUACUGUGAAUUUGAAUGAUCCCUGUGUAAGUAAUUGUCAAAUGGAAAAAAUAUUUUUGAAUGAUUUUUACUUCAUAAAUGCCAUUUUCAACCAAAACACGGUGCCAACACCAAAGUCUUCAGUAAUUCAUUUUGAUUUGGUCAAAUUAGUCGCAGACAGAAGUAGGGAGUAAAAAAAAAACAAAAACUCUUUCCUUAAAGUUCCCGGUCUGUAGUUUGUGUAGCAAACUAUUUGUAAAAAAAAAAAAAAUCUUUGUGGUUUUUGGAUUUCUUGAAGGAAUUGCACUUCUACAUGAGAACCACACAGCAGCCUUUUUCUGUGUGAGGAUAGGCUAGUUUAGAAGUGUGGUAGUCUUUAAUAAUUGUGACUGAUUCUGAGGUUACACCACUACAAAUCUGAGAUUUCCUGAAAACUUUUACAGAAAACUGUAGCUAGUCUAAUGUCUAAAAUUAUGUGUUUAUAUGAAUCAGUGCAAAGUAAACUGUGUCCUUGCAGGGGUGAAAAUUACUGAAUGAAAAACAAUAUGAUACUUUGUACUGGACUUGCAACACAGAUUAUAUCAAGAUACUGCAAUGAUUGAUGUAUAACAUAACACUCAUAUAGCGCUACAUGGCAGUAUCUGAUUAACUAAAGAAUACAAAGUGUAGGAUUUAUGCAUUUGUUGAACUGAAAUCUAGUUUAGUUACAUUGAAAUGAAACACUGUUCAUGUUCUCAGUCUGUAUAGUAAAAUUUACAGAACUAUAGUGACUGUGUACUAUAAAAAAUGACAUAUUUCUUAAAAAUACGCAUGUUUAAAAAACAAUCUUAAUCUUAAAACAACCUUAACUUCUGAAACAUAACCUUGUUCUGAUGCUGGCCUGCAUGAUGUGAAUAGCAGCUGGGUGUUUUUCAGUCUGCCUCCAUUCCUUCGUAGCCUUUGUCAAAACUUCUGACAAGAGCACUCCUACAAGUCUAGUAGCAAGCUGGUAGCAGGUAGGAAUGCCUCUCUUACUCAUUGUCACCAGAAUAGGCUGCUACUGUCACUAUGAGGACCAUCAAGUUCCCCCAUCAGGUCUGAAUAAACCUCUUCCUCUUCAGGCUGGAGUACGUCCUCUACCUUUCCUCAGGACUCACUUUAAACAGCUGAUAUAAUUUUCUAAUUUUGAUUUGAAAAGUUGUCAGCACAUCAUUCUUACCACCGUAUCCUAAUGGUCUACAUCCCUUGGUCACCUAUUUGAGAAGACAUCUGCUCAUUUGUAGUUGUCAACCAUUUUGCCCGAUUAAGUGCCAUUGAUGUUUCCCCCCUCCAUGUCCAGUGCCACUGCAAGUGGAGUGAUGCAGUAGUAACUCAUUGAGUCAAAUUAGCAGGUAAAGCUAUUUGGAGCUUAAAUUUAUUUAAUUAAUUUAAAUUAUCCAUAUUUAGUGAUGGUGAAACAAAACUUUAAACACCAAGGUCAGGAGGAUGAUAUAUUGCUAUAUCCAUAUUUUGUUGAACCCCUAUCGUCUGGUGCCCCGUAGGUCACCAAAAACCUGUUCCUGCUGUUAUUGACACAGAUCAUCCAUCCCACCAGAACAGAAGCCCACCGUGAGAACAGGACCUGUCUGUUUUUCCAGCUGCAUGACAUUCUUUAUAGAGGCAGCUACCCAGGGCCGUACGGCUUCCACUGUUAUCCACUCAUGACUGCACCAGCGCGGCUCACUACUGAUGUCUGGAACAGCAGUCCUGUCGAGAUAAGCAGUUUCUUGGAUCAAACUGUUAUGCAGUUUCAAAUGUAGACAUUUAAAAUCCACGCAGAGUUUCAAAGCCUUAAGAGAUUGGAUCAGCCCUUAUGGCAUGCGGCCUGGAAGUGGUCAAGAAAUCUUACAGCUGCAGACAUCUUUGUUUAUGGACAAUACCAAAUGGCAGCCAUCAACAGCUUUUUUUAAGUUGUAAAAACCUCAAAAUCAUUUAAAGUGACCUUAAACACCUGGACAAAGCAUGUCAAGAAGACUGUAAAAUAGUGUUUCUCCAUGCUGAAAGAUAAAGUGAAGUAUCGUACCUCCACAUUUCAUCUCCUGAACGCUCUCACGUGGUUGUUGAGGAAAGUGGUUGAGUUUAGCUUGAGGUUUGAUUUGUGACUUCCUUUCAGCCGGAAAGUGUCUGAUUACAGGAUUUGCUAGGCGGGUGGUGUAAAUGUAUAGUUUCAGUUACAGCACAUCUGAUACUCUACGGUCUUUCUGUCAUGUAAGGUGGUGAUCGGACUGUGCUGAAUAACAAAACCUACAACAAAUGCGUUUUGAUGUUUAGCUGCAAUCAGUGCCUAAGUCCAUGCCUGACUCACCUCCAAGGAGCAGAAAGUUUCUGGCAGACAGAUGACAUAUUUUGUCAACACCUGCAUGGAAACUAGCAGGGACGUAAUCAUGUAGACAACUUCUGUUCUCCCAUGAGAACAUGUCUGAUUUUCUUUUAAAGGAUGGACAGAGUAAUAAUUAGUUUGGAUGCUGGAGCCUUGAGAAAUACCACAGAGUUGAAUCAAAACCUGAUUGAUUCAGACUUUUAGGUUGAUCCGUGUAGAUUUUCAAUAUCACAAGGAUAAAAAUUUAACUUGAACAAUGAGAGUGAAGAAGGGAUUUGAGCAGCUUAAAAGUUAAAACUAACUUUUUUCACAGGAUAUUGUUUUUACUGUGCCCACACCCUCUAGUGCCACACAUGGUGGUAUCAGUGUUGAACAAGAAUAAUGCUUCAACCUCCACAUGCCUGUGCUGGUUAUAGAUUGCUCUAUUCGUGUAGUUAUAUGCUAGUUGUGUUCAUCUGGGUAGUUGAGCGUUACAGCAUUAUAGUAGAUGUCAUUAACUAGAGCUACGGCCCUGACAAGUGGCAGGCGGCUAAACUAGUGUAGACACAUGGUCUUGGUCUCAAUAUCAGAGGCAUUCAUUCGUUUUAUGACUUAGUUUGCUCAUGACUUGUAAUUUUGGUACUGACUUGCAAGAGUAAUUAUUUAAUAAUUUAGUCGGCUAAAUGAAAACAUCCCUAUUAGAACAUAAAGGGGGGGUAUAAUGCAUUUUUUCCAACUCUAUAUUUCCUUUCUGAUACCUCUUAAAUAUUUUUACAUGAUUUUCAGAUCAAACAAAACUUCAAAUCUCUCACAGUGGUGUUUUAAAAUAUCGUUAUUUCAGCCCCCGUCUGAAUCGCUUCGUUUUAGCUGCCGUCUCUUUAAGCCCCCCCCCCCACAAGAAAACUUUCUUCUGAUUGGCCACCUCUCCAGAGGCUUUCCGGAAAACAGCAGAGGGCAGAGCUUGCUGUUUUGGCCCCGCUCUGUCCAUCGUGGUCAGUGAUUUAAGCUGCAGAGCAGCGUUACCCCAUGGACAUCUUAUAUACAUAUAUAUAUUAUGCCUAUGGUUACCCAGCUUCACUGUCGGUGUCACUUCACAAGCUGUUUGAGGCAGGCCUUCCCACUUUGCUGGAAGCACAUCAACUAGUAGAGAAAGUCUAUAAUUCUUGUGUCAGACUCAAAUAAAUCUCGUACAUAAAAUAUGUUCUCACAUUGUCAUGCGUUUGUCCGAGAUUUGAGCUAGUUAUUUCUAUUUUCUCAGAUUAUGACAAAAUAUAUUAACCUUGUUAUUUGAAACUUUGCAUACAUGUUGUAUGGACACCAAACUUUGUAACCUUGCAGUUUUUGUUGUAAAUAUGGAAAAGCAUGACACCCCAACCCCCCCCCAAGUUAAAUGUUAAACUUAAAAGAAAAGAAGAAUAGAACAUUUGUUGGCGUCAGUGUGAUACUACAGGUUCAGUCUUGUGAAAUCUUUCAGCAUAUGGUUGAAUUACUAUAUUAUGUAGUUAUGUUGCACCCUUCAUAAAAGAAUGCGAAUUCCUCACACAUUUACUGAACUCUGGUGAUAAUUCAGCUCAAAACUUAUCACUAUGUUGCAAUGUAGGAAUGUUUACAGUUGCUGGAUGUUGUUAGUCAGUAAUUAGCUGAGAUGCAGGAGUAAUGCUGGCACUAUAAAUCAAGUGGGAGUGACUCUGGGAUUGUUUAGAUUGAAAUUCUCUGGAUAUUUUUUCACUCUCUCUGCUGUGCCAGACUGUUUUGGGUGGAAUAUAUGCAGUGUUCGCAGUUGUAUAGGCUGAGAAUAUAGUUUUGUUACACAAAUGCAGCUGAAGGAGAUGAUAGGAAGUAGCUAAACAAGUCUGAUUCCUUUAGCCUUGACUCACUUUCAAUGCCACCCACCCUACACCCACCUCUACACCACACACAUUUAUACCUCAGCUUUGUUUCCUUUUUGCAGCUCUCCAAACAAGCUCUCUCCAAACAAGUUAUCGAGAGCCAGUGCAGGGGGGGAGGGGGGUAGAGCUGGGCGGCAGCCACUGCUCGGCUGCAUCCUAUUAAGAAGGGGAGUGUUGAAAAGGGGUGUGGCCUGGAGCCAGUAACAUCUGUGCCUGUCCCCUCUGCCCCCACAUCAUUCUGCAGAGAAAAGCAAAGAGAGGGAGGUUAGGGAGGGAGUGGAUUCACAGAGGAGAAGUUCUUGCCGGCCAGCUGGCUGUUUGCAAGACCUGAGACGGCAGCUCAUGCUAUAUGGCAAGUUUAUCCCCCUUUUGCUACAGUGCCAUAAGAGAAAAACAGUCUCCAUUUAAGUGGGAAUUUCCUCGAGGCUGACUUUGACAUCCUCUCUCUGGGAUUGGAGGUGCUUCAUAGAGAAACGUGAACCUGCGUGGAUAUCAUACCUUUCUGCAGGAAAUGCUUUGCUGCGUGUGCUUGAGCAUUGGUUUUUCUGUCGACAGUGCAGAAAGCAGGACACUGCAGUGAGUUGAGUAUAUGAAGGGAAUGCUUGGAGCACCACAGAGACGAUCUCACUCCUGGACAGGGUAAGCUGAGCUGAAUGAAUCUGCCUGUUUUACCCUGUAAUCAAAUGAGUGCAGGAAAAAAGGGAGUGAAGGAGCAGAAGCCGGCUAUCUGCUGGAUGGAAUGUGUUUGUGUGGAUUGCAUGUGACCGGCAGAUAGUCAAAGGCUAUCAGUGUGUGUCUUUGUGUGUGAGGGGAGCUUCUGGUUUGCUGUAUUCCUCCCCAGGAUACAUGCUAGACUCCUCACAUGGAGACGUAGACCUGUGCCUCUGUCAUGUCUGUGUAAUUGGGAGGUGUCAGUGUGGAAGACGGUGUUGCUGUAGUAACUGGGUGGGGGGAGGGGAUGGGGAGGAUGACAGGGUGAUCCGACCAUGCCUUGGGGCUGAUUUGGUGGUGAGAGAGUUGUCUUGUGUGUACGGGGAAUGCCCCAUAAUGACAAAGCUGCUCUGUAGAUAGGGUGAGGUGGUGGUAGAAAUAUGUGCAGACAGAGGCAACAGACUGAUACCUCCCACCAGCAGCGCCUCUGUGGUUUGGCAAACGAAGCCCCAUUAUCAGUGUCAAGUGAGCGUGAGAGGCACAGGGUGGCAUACUUUUUUUCCAUCGGAGGGGCAGGGUGCAAAUCAUCAAGUCCAUUAAAAGGAAAGUCACCUUGUGUAGAGAGGGGGUCCUGUCAUUUCCUGUGGCUGCCCAUCCCUCUCAGGUUCCACUCUCACUCCUUCAGCUCCUCUCAAGAGGCUCCAUCGCCACAUUUAGAGCGAAUCCUGUACGCACGAGUGUGCUAGCUAGUCUUUCUUAGUCUGUAGGAUUACACGGUAUAUCUGAGCGAUGGCGAGUAAAGAUUUUACCCCGUAAUCCCUCUAAUGGUUUUGUUAUUUGCUUUUUGUCCAUUGAAUUAGAGAGACAAUCCUAUUUUCUCCCCUAUAAACAUCCACAGCAGAUUAAAAAGGAGGGUAAUGUGCGGUGGAAGGGGCUUACAUUAAAUCACCCACCCACUCAGCUUGCACCUGUCACCCACCGCUCUAGUUACCAUAGCAACUGAGGAAUAGGUUGGGAUUUUUAAAGGACAGGCUACAGCUCAGGGUCGACUAGGCGGGAUUACAGCACUCUCCUCCCCCCUUUAUCGAUGAGAGGUUUCACUUUUAGCCAAGACUUCUAGUCAAUUUUUCAUCUAUUAAUUUGAGCGAACUGUUUCAGUAACUAUCCACAACAUUGAGUACACCGCAUCAGCAAAUUUACCCGUGAAUUUAAACUGUGCAUUUUAACAAAUAACACAAACAAAUGGUGUCCUUCUAUAUCGGUUAACUUUUGGCCUACGAUUAAUCAUCCUGUAAACAUUCAAUCAAUUCUUUUACGAUUAGCAAAGUAUGUGGUCAUGUAAAAAUGUGAUGUAUAUGAAAAUAGUAGUCUUACUGACAAUGAGGUCAAAUCCUGGCCUCAUAAUAAAUUGAAAUGUCUUGAUCCUAAAGUCUUUAAGAUAAUACACAGUAUUAUCCCACCAUCUGCCAACUGUAUGAGGCUCUAUGGCUCUAAAGCCCAUUUUAAGAAUCUGCAGAUACAUAAAUUCAGAUCAAAAAUAAUGUAGCCGUAAAAACCUGCAUAAUGUUUCACCAAAACCUGAACCUUGCUGUGAUAUAACCAAAUUGAUUGCACUGUCAACAUCUAAGCUCUGAGUUCAUCACUGGCCUUUUUGGUUGCACAUUUUUCACUGUGAUGAAGUGUCAUGAUAACAGCUGCUCACGUGUAAUGUGCUAUUUUUAAACCAAACUGUACUCUUUUGUAAAUGGUUUGGAGCACGUCCAACAAAUGAAACCCUGUAGGAAAAAAAAAAAAAGAAAGCUGGAAACCAGGCCUGGAUAUUGUCUCCUGUUUGAGUUGUUUCCCUCCUUGCCCCGACUCUAACCUCCACUUGAAGGGUUGACCCGGGGAAGAAUGCUAACAUGUUAAGAGUGGGGGGUUGCAGAGUGUCUGCAGAACAAGUUUGACAACCUGGCCUGCAGGAAGAGCAGCAGCUUUUAACCUGCGUUGUAAUCUCUGUCCUCCCCACAUGUCAAUCACACACUUCCCAACGCUGACUAAAUAGUCAUUUUUAGCAGUUUGUGAAACAGUCCAUUCAUGCAAGCAUUACAGGGGGAAACACUCUUUAACAAGCCAGACUAUUUACAGUUAGAGUCAGAGUAUUCAUACGGCAAUAUAUCAUUACCUUGACUUGUUCAAUCAGAUUAAUGCAGAGCUAGCACCAAAUGUUGAUGUUUUAGUCAUACCUUAUCAUAAACGGCUUUCUCUUCCAGUUUGAAUCACUGCUUCACUACUUCAUGAUCCCAUUAAUGACUUCAAUCCUGGACUUAAACUUUUGUGGGUGGGUUUUAUUCUUCAGUUUACAAAUAUCAUGAUUUAUCUUGAAAUGAUUGUCAACCAUCACAGACUGGCUGUAUCGUGAUAUUACCAUUAUCGUGGAUCAUGUCGCCGGUAUUGUGAGUUAAACUGCUAUUCCCACACCCCCACUCUAAACAGAAAAGAUUUAUUGUUUUGCUAUCUAAUCAUUAUUAUUGUAUUGUGAUGAUAAUAGUAAGUUUCUAGUUCUGUGCGAACAGCUCCACCUUUAUAUACUGCAGGAUCGAGUAUGAAUUUAAAAAUCAUAGCUAAGCUUGAAUCACAUUGAAGAAACUCCAGUUUACAGCUAAUAACGUUUGGCAUCGAUUAAAUCUCUCAUCAUUCAACAAUCAUCUCAUUCUUCUGAGGCCUUGGCAUGAUAGGAACAUAGUAAGUUUUUCAGCUUGCACCAAUCACAGUCUUUAGUUAUCUUCUGCUUCUGUUUGGUGACCAACUUUAAUCAUUGGAAACAAGAGGCUGGUGCAAGACCAGCCUCUGUAUCUGUGGUCUCUUAUCUGACUCAGUGCAGAUUUACUGGUGUCCCAAGGUAGAACCUGUGAAAACCAACAGUCUGUGUAACGAGGCAGGAUGUGGGAAAUAAUUAGAUUAACUCCCUUUGUCAUGGAUGAAAGAGUCUCUGCUUCUUGUUAGAAAAGGUAGUGCCAGUCCCAGUGUGUUGGUCAUAGUGUACAGGAUAUCACAGAGAAUAACAGACUACGUCAUUUGUCUGUUUAAUCUGGUACUUCGAAUUUGCUUUAGGAAUACAGUCACUGCUUUGUUUGUCAUGUAAAUGUUGUUCCAUUAUAAUGACAGAACUACAAUAAAUGACAAUCUUCCCAUCACUCGAAUUUGUCACCAUAAGGAACAGUGUCAUCUCUUAUGACUUUUAGAGUAAAUCAAAACCAUUGUUAGCAUCUUUUUGGCGCUAAAAUGAUACAUCUUUAAAGAUUAUGGAGGUGUCUCGAGCUUUCAUUAGAACUUCUUGUACCGCAGAGGGAACAGGUGGUUGGACUAUGUGUAUCCAAAUCUCUGAUUUGAUGAUUGAUAUAGGGAUGGGCUAUAAAAUAGCGCUCACGAGAUAUUGUCAGAAAAAUCCUCCAUGAUAAAUAUUUGCCAUCUCAUGAUAAUUACGAUAAAUGCAAGUUAAUGACGUAAGCACAAGCGACAAACUCGCAGCCGUAGCCCACACAGAGCAGAAUAACAAACAAACAUGGCCGAAGGUAAUGAAGAAGACGUUUCUGAGCAGCUCGUCACUGAACGAAGCUCCACAUGAGGGGUUUCCUUCAAGAUUGGGGUUUGGACGAGUGAAAUCAGGUCUGCCUGACAUCGGACAGUGGAUCUGCUGCUGCUGUUCACUCUGUGCAGUAAGAGUUUUCAACAAAUGUUGAAAAUGUUUUCACAUUUGAGACUUCUUUGAUGUCAUUAGUUUUCUCAAUAACCUACCACUUAAACUUGAAGUUAAGUAUCUUUUUAGACGACUCCAACUUAAGAAUGGCAGAUCUUAUUGUGAUUAAUUUUUUAGCCCAUAUCGCCCAUUCCUAAAUUGAUAUGAUGUGUAUGUUUAGGUUGUACCUGGUGCUGCUUUGCUGUUGGGAAUUAACCAACUUUAUUUUAACCAUUAAGGAUCAAACAUUGAACACAGUCCAGUGAUAAUUAUAGGUCUAUGAUGUAUUUUGGAAAUGCCUGAUACUGGGCGUUAGCAAAGACGCUUUCUUCUAAAUGUUCUCGCUGCUGUGCCAAGCGAUCACAUGUCAUCAUAAAAAGUGGGAGAACUACCAAACCAAGUACAACAUUUCUCAUAGCUAACCCUCAUUAUGUAGUACAACACAAUGUUUUGAUCAGCAGUCCAAGCUCACAGUCACUGUGUCACAAUCCACUCCCACUGCUUCAAAGUCCAACAAGACGUGAACUUUUUCAACCCAAGGCGACCAAGAAAUGCUUCCUUUGUCUGACUCUGUGCAGGGCUCUCUUUCUCUUUGCUCUCUCUGUGUCCCUGUAUGUAAAUGUUGUAAUCAGAGAACCAUGUGGCAUUAACCCUCCAGAGAUAAUGCCUUUUUCAUAUCUUGACAAACAAGCUUGUAACGUGAAUUCACAUGAUCACAUAAGCAUCAAAGCAGAACAGCUCAGCUACUGUAACAGGGCUGUUUUGACGGCUCUCUUGUUUGACUGGGAGUGAUUGAUUUAAAGCUCCUCUUAACCAGCCAGUCAGCAUUUCUGUCAUAGCUCAGUUUUCUUUGGAAGCGUGUCCAAGUCUGAAUGAGUUUGACAUGGAAAUAAUUGUCAAAUGGUAAUGAUUAUUUUCAACAAAAAAAGUGGAUUCGUUGUUCGAUCAGUUCACUUGUUGAGGUUAUCAGUGACUGAGAUUCAGUCAGCUAUGAGGAAAAGCGAAACAGAGAUGGUUUUGUUACUAUAGAGCACUUUGUGAUUUGGUCACAACAGUUUUGAAUUUCACAGCUUUAGCAACCGCUCAGUGUCCAAACACUGAUUGAUUUUCAGCCGAGCAGCCCUGAGCCCAGGCUGUGUGUUUUGUAAGGACUACCAGCAGCCUUCACUGUGGGACUCCUGAGCCCUUUGUUUGCAGCUGUCCAAAUUGAUCCAAAAUAAAUUAGAAAGUGUGGUGCGCAACAAAGAUGGGGGUUUCCCAAAAGUCCAAAAACCCUUGAAAAAAGCCAAAUUUAAUCCCCAACCCACAAAAUGAACCUCCAGCGGGGUUUUUUCAAUAAAACGCACUCAUAGCCCUGGAGCUUUCAGAUUGUUAUCAGUGUGAGAAACAUUUUAAAUCAGUGAAGUAGAAUUUUAUAAAACACUACCUUCAAUGACGAGUUGCCUUUCAUUUGAAAUGCUGCAGCCUGAUCCAGUCCAAAUCCUAAAUCAGAAAAGAAGAUUAAACUUAGUGGGCCAAAUGUCUCUCUGGUCAGCCUAAAUCACAUCUGGGGCUCAACUCUUUACAAUCUAAGCAGGGAUUCAACUAAAGAACAUUUUUUAAUUCAACCUCAUAGAGUGCAAAGUAUUCAAUGUAUUAAUGAAUUUAUGCUGUUUUUACUUUAAGGAUCAUGCUAACAGUAACAUGGGACUUUAUUUACUCCAUUUCCUGUAACAAAUUUCAUUUUCAUGCGUUCACUCGAGUCAGAUCAGAGUGAGACAUGUCCCUGAAGCAGAGCAGCCUGUGUGCUGCUCAAGGACACUUUAAAAGGUAGUUUAUGACUAAUCACACCACUUGAGCCCAGAAGGGGUAUAUCAGAGCUCCUUUUAGAACAAUACAAGGUGAGGCAACCCUGCUGACUACUAUGAUGUUGUACCUCCAGUGAGGAUGCUUUCAUAAUCUGAGCUGUUCAUGUUGUCUUGUCUCAAAUUCUAAGGCUGAUGAUAAGAUAAGGUAAGAAAAGAAGAACUUUAUUUAUCCCCGAGGGGAAAUACAAGCAGUCAUAGUGUCAGCACAUAGAUAGAGAGAAUUAGAAGUGAACCUCUGUGACAGAUACAGUUGAGAGAUGCCAUCUGUUGCAGAAGAAGGUAUUUCACACAUCUGUUUUCAAUACACUACUGUCCACUGUGUUUCUCCUCCAAGGUUGCAUUCCACUCUAAGUGAGGCACAGUUCAGCCUAUUAGCAUUAGCUUCAUGUUGACCUGCGAGUAUUAAUAGAUAAAGCGCUAAGCUCCCUUUUUUUGUAGAAGCAAGUGUUUUAUAUCAGAAUAUUUAGUUUGGGAUUGGGAUCUGUUUGUUGUAGCAGUUUGACUUUGCACUUUGUCAGAGUUCAGUGGCAGCAAGUGUAACAUUGAAAGAUAACUUUGAUUUUUCAAACUCUUUGAAUAGCAUGGCACAGAUUUUCUUUAAAAGGGCCACCAUGACCUUCAAUUUUCGGACUUGGAUGCAUAAAUCCAUUAUUUCCAGCAGAUAUCUCAAUUUUUUCAUCUACAUGAUUUUAUGUCAGUGCAUCAAUGGAAUUCCAGCCUGGAAGUGAGCUUCAAUAACAGACAAGGUUGAAUGUUUGAGUAAAAUGGACACAGGGAAAUAAAUAAAGGAAAAAAGAGGCCUUGGCAAAACUGGAAGAAGACAGCUGGAUGAAGUCUGGGCUCAUCAUUCAUUUUUUCUUGGUGUCUGUUCUCCAUUCUCCCCUGCACAUGUUCAGUAACGUGAGCGCAUCUCUUUGUUUAACUUAAGAUGCUUCUGCCUUUCCUCCAGCUGACCUGACACUUUCUUCAGGUUUGACGGAGGGCUCCUCUUGAGGAAGGCGCCGUACACGAGCUUACCCUCACUUGCAAACACAAGGAUUGUUUUUUACAGUCUGGAAUGACGCCAGGUCAUCCACCAAACCACAUGGUCCCGAAAACAACAAGGCUAUCCAAGGAUAGAAAUCUCCCACAGACAAAGAGAUGAGUGUUUGUGCGAAUUUAUGAGGGCGGUUUUAAUUAUUGUAUGUGUUUAAAUGACUGAGUACAAAAGAUUCUGCUUCGUAGUACAGUCAGCAGUCUACAAAGGUUAUGAUGUUUCUCUAGUACAAUACAAGAGUUAAUUUAAGUUGAUACAAACACUGAAGUUCCUGAUUAUGUGGGAAAUGUUGGACUUCAUCGUCUCACAAACAUACAUGGAAAUAACCUUUAGAUCUGCUUGGACAACCUGGGUCAAAUGAGCUAAAUAUGCUUGACGUAGGAUUUCUAGCAAUAUCUCUUCCCUCUUGGCUUCUGCAGGUGACUGAGAAAGGUAGUGUUAAAGAGUGUUGUUUAGGGUCAUGAGGCUCACCUGGUUAUGAGAGGAAUGUCCUCUUGUUCCAACAGGCCCCUGUUAUGUUGGGAACCUUGACCGUCUGACAACAAAACCUUCUGAGGCUGCUGUUGAAGCGCUCAGGUCUCGUAGGUUAACAGUUAUACAAAGUUCGAACAGUGACACAGUCGACGAGGUCAGACUCAUAGACUGUUUAAUUAGACACCAUGCUGGGUGAAGCCUCCCUAAGAACAUCGCCCCCUGGUGACUGAUUGCAGUAGAGGUCAUUUACCUCACCUCUUCCUGCAAAAUAAAGAAAGUUAUGGACAAACUUCAGACAUUUAACACAAGUCGUAUAAAUUUUUCUCCCCCCUGAUUGCAAUGUUGACUUGUAGUUAUUGUUAGACUGGUUUGUGCUCAAGUCCUCUUAUUUCUGUGCAUCUCCGUUUUUAAAAGUUAUCAGGGGUUAUAGGGACUUAGCAUAGACGGGCAUAGAGACUGUUCCUUUUACUAAAGGUGGAUGAUUUACAAGCCCAACAAGUAAUGGAUCAUAUCUUAAUUUGUAGUAUUUAUGAUGAUAUUUUGAGCUACUUGUAUAAAAGUACGCUGACAAAUUUUAUAUAAGACGACAAGUGGAACGUACUUUGUCUACUCACAAGCUUGGGUCGGGACAGGGGGAGAAGUUUUUGGCGUACGAAUGUUGUGUAAGACAUUCGAGGGGUACGCUAUUUCAGCAAAGUGUCACCACAGCGAUUCUCCCUACUUCUUGCUACUGCCCAAAUGCCGGUUUCAGGAAAUGGAGAAAAUCACAGAAUUAACGGGAGCAAUUUUGCUUCUUAUUUGUACAAUCGUGACGGGAGGCGGAGUCACGCCGUCUGUUCCAUAUAAAGUCCACGGUCAGACCUCAGGCGCCCCCCUCCCUCGUUGCCCCCUAGCUUUGCUCCUGCACCUUCCCACACAGCUGAGAAAUGGAACAGGAGCAGGUAUCUGUCGCUGGACAAAGACCAGCACCAUCCUGCUCUGGUUAAAGAGUUAACAUAAAGUUUACAGCAUUAGCUCAUGGAAAAAUUUGGAAGUUUUAUGGACUAAUAUGGUCAAAGAGGGCUUUUAAUUGCGUCUUCCCUUCAUGCUAGAAUAGAUGGUGAGAAUGAAGGAGAGCAGCUGCUGCAGAGGCCUCUGGUAGUCUGUUUGGAAAAGUCAAGGAUGUGUCAAAAUAAAUAUACUAUUCUGUGUGUUAGUAAGAGUGAGCUGCUGUGUACUUUGUCCCACAUAUGACCUCAGAGACCUUGUCUUUGAGUGCACCGCAAGCCUCUGCACUUGCGUCGCUACCUUUGAAAUUAAAAACAUUCAUCACCUUUGUUGUCCCAUCAUCCAUCAAUCAAAUAAAUUAGUUUUUAUGUGUUUAGGCAACCUUGAGACGUGGCUAUUUUGGGUAUAUAUUAUUUUUGUGCAUUAAAGUGUUACAAUAUUUUUUGAGAAAUUUAAAGGUUUAUUAUUUAUUAAAACAGCACAAAGAAGUGACCAAAAUGGGAUUGAGAAAGCUUAAGGUACAUCACAAACUGUUCUCUUUAAAUCUGAUGCUCUCUAGAAAGAGUUCUUUUCAGUAAGGUUCUGCUUUUUCAUGGAAGAGGUCAAACAGAUUCGCAGUUUUUGACUGUUGCUAACCAAGCAUCCUGACCCAGUUAAAAUUGAUUCCCAAUUGGUUAACUAUCGGUUGCGUUUCGUCUUGGUUAACCCUCUGACUUAAAGCGAAAGACUGGGAAAGGUCACAAAGCUCUGGUUAUGAUCAGUGAGCUGCGCUGGUCACCGAAAACAGACGUCCAAAAAUUCCUGCAGGUCAGCACAGCAGCCUCUGUGGUCAUGAUACUUGGCAUCACAGCUCAGCACAGCAGGGAGGAAGACUGUCAAGCUGCUUUUGCGACACGCUGAUGGCUGUGUCCUCACAGUCAUCUGGACACAACAUCUUUCUUUGCCUUACCUCAGAGGGAUCUCUUGCUCGUAAUUUCAUUAUUCCUUCUUAGACUCCAGCCAGCAGACCUGAAAGAACUCCCUGACAGCUGUCUCUUCUUUCUCUCUGUACGUCUGAUCAAAUUAGAUGUUUGCUACAGAUCAAACUUCGAUUUCUGCUGCAAGAGUCAAGGUUUAUUUUGUAAUAGUCUCACCUGUUGUUUUAGUUAUUCUUUCUGAAAUUUACAAUUUAAUAAACUAUCAUCUAUAAUGUUUUAAUGCACUUCAUACAUGUCCAUGCAUAAUGUGCAUAAAUCAGCAGUUAGACAAGUAAGCUAGCUUUCAACACUGAAUUAAAACAGUUAUCAGCAUCAUGAUGUCUGGUUGUUGCAUGGUUGGCGGUCAGAACCAACUUUGUGAAUAACAGAGUGAAUAAUAUUGACAGCUAAAAUUUCAUAGUUCAUGGAAAAAGUCAAUUUAAGCCCCUUUUAUGACUAAGCCAACCGUUUCAUAUAGAGAAGUUGAAAUUAGAAUCAGCUAGUUAAGAGGUAGCAGGUGAAAACAAUGGAAAUGAUUAUCACCCAUGUAUUUGGCUUGGGAGGAUGUCUGAUUUCAACACUCAAACUCUUGGUAUUUGACGUCUUAUGCAGAGAAACAAAUGAGAGCCUCAGCUGACUCGUAUCCUUUAUCUUUCCCUCGUGUAAAUUUAAGCUAGUCUGAUUAAUCGUUAAGCAAAUUACUGGCCUUUUAACAAUCGCCAUCAUAUUGACAUCAGCUGGACAGAUAUUCCAAAGUCCCUUGUGGCUGCACUGCCCCUAUUUUUGGGCUCAAUAUCAAUAUAUAAAAAACUUACCUAAACUAUUGUGUUUCCGAUUUGUCAGUAUAAAUAAAUAGAUUUAUUUUAUCAAAUGCUAACAACAACAAAUGUGACAUCAGCGUUACACUGUAUGUCAGCCAUCAGCUUACCUGUCCUUAACAUUAGGGCUGCAACGAUUAGUUGAUGUCUAAAAAAUCGAUAAUAAAAAAAGUCGACCAUGAAUUCCAUUGACGAUUAUUGUUGCCAGACGUGUUUUUUCCAGUGGAGUGAGACAUCUUACGUCAUUACGAUCUCUACCUAGAGUCACGCAUGUGCAAUAGCUUCUCUGCCGAGCGGUAGGGUAUUCAAACAUGGCAGCACCAUACAGCAGCUCCAAAGUUUGGGAGCACUUUAGCCUAGAUAAGGUGGGAAAAAAAAUAACUUGCGAGGUUUGCAAAGCAGAGAAGAAAAAAUUCAUAAUUAUCUGAUUAGUUGACUGAUCAUUUCAAUAGUCGGUGACUAGUUGACCAUUAAAAUAGUCGUUAGUUGCAGCCCUACUGUCCAUUAUUGGUAUGGGCUUCAGCUUCAACUGAUAUUAGUCAACCACUAUUGUACAUACAGGGUUAAAUUAUAAUUCUCUUUUCUUAUGGUCAUUGAGAAAUGUCACUGAAAACUAUGAAAGUCUAACUAUUGAUGGUAUGAGGUGAGGUCAGAGAACCAGAGAUAUUGGUUAGCAUUAUUGGGGUCUGUUAAAAUUCAAGGAUUUCUGCCAACACAUACUAAAACACACUACAGCAUUUGUGAAUCUACCAUAUUUGCAGCUGGUGGGAUAAGACUCUGUUAUGUGCUCAACCCUCCUCUUCAAUGCUGUUCAUUUUUAACAGCUGAUCACUGUGUAUUUUUAUCAGUGAUGAAGAGGCAGGGUGGCUGAAGCAACAAACAUAUUUUACAUUACUGGCAAAAGUGCAGCUGCUACAAACCAAAGCAAAUGUGUAAUCAUGUCUGCUUAGUCAGAGCGCCAGACCAGGAGAGAGCGGAGAUGGUUAUCAGAGUGACUCAAGUGGCGUAUGUUUCAGUUUGACGUGGACUACGUGUUGUAAAUCUCUCCUGUCAUUUAAAAAGACACACACACACACACACACCUCUUAAUGACUUAACAAGAAGUCCUGCUUUUACUAUUUCAACAAGACUGCUGAGCAGGUUCUAACUAACACACCUACCUCUCAGGUUGUAUACCUCUCAGUGUGGUCAUUGUAAACACACCCCUCUAAUCAUUGCUCACAGCAAUUUCAGAGGACAUUUGAUGCUAAAAAGGAGGUGAGAGGAGAUGACUUCACCAUUCCUGACAAAUUAUGGUCUCCAUUUCAAGCUUCACACCCUCACAGAGACCUAUUGUGUAUAGGCAUUAAUUAAUUCUCUUAUUGCCUGAACUGAAACAGGUUAGAGUCAUUAAUGUUGUCCUUGUUGAGCCUUGAUGGGAAUUGCACUGUGGUUGCUGGUGUGUUACAAUACUGAAAAUAGAACUUGGUCUAUUAGAAGUGCUUCUGUGCUCCAAACUUUGUGAAAAACCUGUCAGGAAUAAACAUUGUCAGUGUCAGUGGAAGAGACUUAAUUCUUCUGAGUGAAUUGAAAUUGGAUUUCAUUUUGAAAACUCUGUGUUUUAUUUCUGUCUGCCCACAGUAAUCUCUGACGUAGGCCAAACUCUGAGGUGGAGGAGGCUAUCAAGAGGCCGUGGAGGAGCCUCCCACCCUCCCAACCUGACUAGGCCUGACGCACUGGACGGCCAUGGCUCCUCGGAAACGUGGCGGCGCCAGCCGGGGUGGUGGCCUCUCCUUCAUUUUCUGCUGUUUCAACAACAGUGAUCACCCAGAGAUCACCUACAGGUUGCGGGAGGACUUCGCCUUGCAGGCCAUGGAGCCGGCACUUCCGAUGCCAGGAUAUGAUGAACUGGACGGCAUGUUCUCCGAGUUGGUGGUAAGACUUAAUUCUGCUUUUACCUCUUGAGGAGAUAUAGAGCAGAUUGGAUAUAACACUUGGAAAGAAGGCUUUGAUUUAUCUUUCAGUACUUAUAUAACAUAAAUUGAUUUAAAUCAUGAAACAAUGACAUAUGAUGGCACAUGCCAGGGCAAAACCUUCAGGUACAAAGCAAUCAAAAUUAUUUAACCCUCAUUCUAUUUUAGGUUAAUUGGCAACAUUUUUAAAUUUUCAGGUGUUAAAAAUUAACAGAUUACACAAAAACCGUUGGUAUUAAAUGUUUCAGCAGUUUGAGCCUUGAGCUCUUCUGUUGGAUCAGAUCUUUUCUGCUAGUUCAUUGGCUUUCCUCCCUUGGACUAUUUUACUGAGCGCUGCAGUCUGUGAAUCCCACAGAAGAGCUGCAGUUUUGGUGAUACACCAACCCAGUCAUCUAGUCAUCACAAUUUGGCCCUCAUCAAAGUGACCCGCAUCACAUUCUGCUCCAGCAGCCGCUUGUUUGUGGGGGAGCCCUGACAAGGCAAUCACCGAGUGCAGCGGAGUUUCGCAGCUUAAGGAAGAACAUUUAUGAUUAUUACUUCAUGAAAAUGAUCCGCUGCACUUGAUGUUUGACUCGUCAGGGCUCCACCACAAACAAGCGGCAUAGUGGGUGAGUUGUGUUUAGUCUCUUUGCUAAAGAAAUCAGGCAAAGCUAAAAAGAUGUUUGAUGGCUAGUACUAUGGCUGGGACCCUAUAUGUACUGUUGAUGAAGUUAGGUACUGUUCUGAGCAUUAUUUGUGACCAUAGAGUGGCUUUUUGGUUGAGGUUUGCUCAUGGAGAUGUAGACCACUGUGUAUUGCUAUUGUGUGGUUGUUACUAGAGUUGGUAAAACUAGAGAAGCAAGCAGCCGGCAACAGGGGUAGUCUAACUCGGUGUUCCAGUUUGCUUGACCAUAACUUAAAUUUACGCUGGAAUAUCCCUCUAAGUUGUUUUUAUGUUUCUGUCAGACUCCUUCUAAAACCUUGUACUGGUCUCAGCCCUUUAGUAUCCAUACAGAAGUCUGUGGGUAUUUCAUGUCAUACUCUAUAAUCCAGCAUUUCCAACAGCACUGAGCAUUAUCAAUGAAGCUCUAUGGAAGACUGAAAUACUUGAAACUGAAAACACUUUCCUGGAAAUUCUGAGAAAAUAACUCAGAUGUUAGUUAUUUUCUGUGCAUGUGUAAAACCUAGCGCCUCAGAUAUCUUAAUAUAUUAUUAAACGUAGACAGUCUAAAAUGUAUGUCAUAACUUCACUGUCUAUUACACUGGAAAAGAACCACAAACAAGCCAUCACUUCCUCCCAGUUUACACUAUCUUGAGUGUAAUGGGGCCACGCUGCCACUCUCUCUCUCUCUCUCUCUCUCUCUCUCUUUCUCUCUCUCAUUGUCACUUCUAAUUUGUCGUGCCCUCCUCCCUGUCCUGCCCCAUUUUCCUGUCCCGCGGUUGCCACAGUAAUCUAAGCAUGACAAUUUUGCACAUCAAUAGACCUCAUUCAGGAACUCUUAGAGUCUCGGCCUACUCCAUCUGCUAAUUGCUUGUUUUUGUCCACCACCCUUUAUAGAGACAUAAUUGAGUGAGUUGAGUGUAACGACAAGGAGUCUUUCAGUUGCUCUGUUUACUGAAAAAAAAAAAAAAGGACAGCCACGUGCUUUUCUUUCACUCAGUCGGAGCCACCAUGUGCGUGUAUAAUUGCUGGAAAAAGUUGUAAAAAUGGGUUUAGACCACCUGCUCUGUUAUGAUCAAUUACACCUGACCUUUAACCUCCAGACUCAUUUGAAGAGUUUUCCAAAAACCUGUUAGUCUGGUUGAAGAUUCUUUUUCCAUCGGACAUCAGAGAGACAGCUGUUGUUGCUCAGUGUUUAAAAAAAACAUGAACAAGAAAUCAAUGGCAGCAAAAAGCAUUAAAGAUCAAAGAAAUCGAUGAAAUGUAUAACCUCAUGAGCUUCCUUUUUUCCACUUUGGUUACUCAGCAGUAUGCAUGUGGAUCUGAUUUUACGUACCAAUCAAUAGUCCACACUGCCUUAUUUUGACAUAUGGGCAGUGCACAAACUGGCCCACUAUAGCUAUGGUAAAACAUCGUAGCAGACCGUUUUCUGAGUAAAUGUCUUUUAACAUUUAGCACUGAGUGUACUGGGUGAACUCCAUCUCUCUUUGUUGCUAAAACAGCACCAAAGAGAGGCUAACCUGCUGUAUCAUCUCUAUUACAAGAUUUCUUUAAGACUUUCUCAUGAAACUACUGAACUACUAUUUUCUUUAUAGAGCUCAUUUAAGUACGAAUUAAAGCUUGAAGCUGAUGGUUAUCCUCUCAAAUUGUGAAUUCCUUGUCCCCAAAUCAGGUAAUAAAGAUUAAAAGAGCUGUUGUUGACUUUAGCCCUUCUGAUAUGCUUUAGCCGAAACAGAGACACUCACAGAGUUCUGAAAUGUUCUGUACUAUUUACUCCAGCAGUUCCAAGCAGCACCCUUUGUGUGCCCCCGUGAAAUAUUGGUAAUAUAUUUGGACGCAUGUUGUCUCCAGAUGUUACCACAUGUCAGGCAGACAGGCCACGCCUCAGCUCCUUCCCUCCAUUACUCACAUGUCUGAAGUCUGUGAGACCUGAUCUGAUUUAGAGUCCUCUGAAAUUUACGACAAAAGCAUCCGCUGAUAUCUGACUGAUAUGAGGAGAUUUAGCGCAAACAGAUUUUGAAUUGGGCCAAGCUAUAAUGCAACUUCCCGAUGCACAUGUUUUUAUUUUGGAAAAAACAAAGUUGAUUUAUGUUUACUUCUACGUUUGCAACAUUGAUAGCUGAUAGCGUGUGCAUCUCGUCAAUCUGUGCUUUAGGGAAGAGGAUCUUCUCUAUGCAGUCUCCCAUGAAGGAUUGUGAAGAAACCAUAUUUCCUUCUUACAACAUCUCUCACCCUUGUCCCCUUCCCCCCCUCUCUCUCUGCAGGAUGAGCUCGACCUCACAGAGAAACACAGGGAGGCCAUGUUUGCACUGCCUGCAGAGAAGAAAUGGCAGAUCUACUGCAGCAAAAAGAAGGUAAAAGAAGACUCACUGUGUGUUAUGUCAAACUUCACAUCAGCCUCCACACAUUUGCUGCCAACAGGACUGGCCGCUCAUCCUGAACAAUAUCUGCAGAUAUCUAACCUGCCAAGUUUGUGUGAUCUCUCCUCCAUGGUUUGUUGAUACUCAGAGCUGUGCGCUUUCAAGAGCUGUACCUCACUGUAACUCUGCUCACAACAGGCUCUAGCAUGUGAAUGUUUGUCUGAGGAGAGUAUCAUAAAGGAAUGUGGGUGAUUAUUUUUUUCAUUUCAGCCUCUAAAAUGGAAAACGCACACAUUUAGGGCGCAAUUCUAGAUGUGUAAUGAGUGGGGCAAGCUAUGUCUAUAUUUCUCCCUGGGUCCUUUAAUACAAACAGCAGUUGUGCUUAAAUUUAAAUAUAGUACUCCAAAAAUUGAUUUUUAGCAUUGUUUAUUGUUAUCAAGUUGUUGUAUUGCUUGUUGUUUUAUGUAUUUGAAAUAUGGGCCAGACCUGGAAUGACAAAUAUAUGAUUAUUUAGAUCUUGAUGUUUUAAAAUCUUUGGUUUCUGUGCUUAAACAGAGAUAAUAACAGAGAUAAUGACCCAGUUUGCCGCUUAGUCAGGAGGAGUAGUUUUUAUUCUUAUUUUUAUUGAUUGCGCCCUUCUCGGAUGUUGUCCUUAAUCAAAAUAUCUGGAUAAAAAUAUACCAAAUGGAAUCCAAACCAUGUUUAAAAAUGAAAAAAAAAAACCCUCUCUUGCCAGUUCUUUGUCUUUUAAGACUGGGUCAUGUUAAUUUUUUAUAGCUGACCCCUUCACCAUAAUUCCAUCUCCGCUACCCCCCCUUAUUCCUUUUUUAUACAACUGGGUUUUUCAAAGCAUGUUUUAAAUGUUGUAAUGUGAAGGCCUCUGCACCGGACCUCCCACACCUGGUGGUAUUAUUGGUUUCAGCAGAACUUUGGCUAAAGAGAUGCAGAGCUUUCAAGUCUUACUCCUCUCGAAUCAGAGUGGGACAUUUUCAAACUGAUGCCAAUGUUAAAAAAUGACACUCACAUUCAAGAAGAGAAACUAUAUAGAAGGCAUUGUACUCUGUUAAACAUAGUACACCUAAAACACCCUUAAACUACUUUCUUUUCUUUCACAUUCUUCAUUAAAAACAACAUUCGCUCAGCCUGAUCAGAGGUCUGUGAGGAUGAUUCAUUUACAUGAGUGCUACACAAGCUCUAAAAAUAGCCAUGUGUGGAGGGAGUAUAACGAAACUAAAUCCACCCUUUCUUAUUAAAUCAUCCACUAACACAGAGGAGAGAGUUUGGAUUUAAAAAAUACUGAAAUAGAAUAGUAACAUGUUUCUUGUGACUCCAAUGACUGUAAGCUCCAUAUGCUGGGCUUUCAUACUUGAUUGAAUCACAAAGAGGUUUUCUUUGACACCAUGUGGUUUCUGCUUUUAGAUGAUACACCUGUCCCGUCAAGGCAUUUGUGUAGCCAUAACAUACUGAGAUACCACCCCGCAGCAGUGUCAUAUUUCAUUAUGCCUUCUCUUCGUGAUAAAAGGGCUGUCAGCUGUUUUUCUUCUCCCCUCUCAGCAUGCAGGAAAAAUCAAAACGCCAGCUCUAAAUCCAACUUUAGCUUUGCUGAUACACACUAAUAUUUUCAUACAAUAUUCUCCCCUGACAUCCAUGACGACUGGGGAGUGAGCGUAAAAGUUUACUUAUCUUUUCCCACAGAAGCUUGUAAAAUGCUCGGACUGUAUAGACCAAUCAGACGAACCACCAUAAUUAUGAUUGUUCACUUUUACAUUUAUGUUCAUCUUAAAUUUUCUUUUAAUAAUAAUGUAGGCGACCCUGUGGAAUAACCUGUCAGGUGAUUAAGGCACCUUCAUUACCUAGCUGUGUAACAUUUUUAAUCCAGCAAUCCCACACUGUUGUCAUUGACUGUAGACAGCAGCAGAUGCUGAGUUGCCAUCGUGGUAAUGGCUGCUACACAAGAUAGUGUUUUACUCUAUAACAUGUAUGCAAUGUCAGAGAUGCCCCCAAUGAUCUCUGAAAAGGUGUCAUAAAGCAAUAAAUCAGUGGUAGUCAUCACAAUAGAAAUUCUGACUCCAAGUAACUUCAGGUAGGGAUGGGCGAUCAAUUAUCAUUCACAAAUUUAUCGUCAGAAAAUUCCUCCAUGAUAAACAUUUGUCAUCUCAUGAUAAAUACGAUAAAUGCAAGUUGAUGAAGUAAGCGCGAGCAACGGAUUCACAGCCAUAGCCCACACAGAGCAGAAUAACAAACAAACAUGGCCAAAGGUAAUGAAGAAGACGUUUCUGAGCAGCUCAUUGCUGAAUGAGGCUCACCUCUUUUAAGUGAAUAACUUACUGAAAAAGUUCACCUCCCACAUGAUUGUCAUGAGUAAAGAAAUGAGGCCAAAGAGAUUUAAAAAGAAAGUUUGCGUUUUUUUUUAUUUUAUAUAUAUUUUUACCAGGCAAUGAACAUGUUUCAUUCUGCUGUAAAAAUGGGCUUCCCAACAUGAGACCGAAAGGUGUCGAUCAGAGUUUUUGAGCCAGCCUCAAGUGGACUCUGGAGGGACUGCAGUUUGUUUAUUUUUUUCUCUUCUCAGAAAAUUGGCCUCACUUUUGGUUAUGUGUGAUGGACAGUUGUCAUGUCAGUGUUCAGGUCUUGAUGCUUUGGGAUGAUCUUGGUGAUGGAGUGUUCACUUGCUCAGAUUUCAAAUAUCAAGUAAAACAAGUGUUGAUUCUUCAGUGUUAGUGUAGAGAGUCCGAUGUCUCAAGAUUUACACAUUUCACACUUAUGUUUGUUAUAUAAACAUAAACUUGACAUCUCAUCACUUUUUUUGUUUGACAAUAGACAUAAAAUACUUAUGAUACAACAGCAUCACUAAAGAAACAGUUAGACGUUUUGGUAAAAUCAGUAACUCACCUUACUGCCAAGAAUCAGAGGAGAGGCGAAGGCUGUAGAGUGUCACUAUGCCAAGAACCAGUCCUGCAUUAUGACUCCCUGUGAAGCACCAUUUCAUAUCCUUACAUUUGUGUAUAAACUAAACAAGAUAGAACAUUAUGAUUAAUGAGCUUUGGCGGUGCUGUUAGGUGGACUUUGUUACUUUUGGGGUGGAGCCAGGCUAGCUGUUUCCUCCUGUUCGCCGCCUUUGAGUGAAGUUAACCGGGUUGGUGAUUGAAAAAAUAACUUAAAAGCUAUAUUUUUAACUGUUAUUUCACAGAUUUGCGUGUUUAAUGAUGUGUUUCGAGGGUGAAUAAAGUCAUAUAUAGAUGUUUUUAUAAUAUCUGGUUUAUUCUGCUUUCACAAAGUGUCCACUGACCAGCAGCGGUGAUGCAAGUGAUAAUGAGGGGAUGAUAGAAAUGAAAAUGAAAAACACUCAUUCUAAGUUCUCUCACGUCUGCCACGUCCCAAUUAAUGACCUUAUUCUGAGGAGCCUCAUGAGUUCAAAAGUUGUGUAGCCUCUGUUCAGUUUCUUGGGGUUGUGUGUGUGUUUUGGUGUGAAGGUUUUUGAUGGAUCCAGAUCUUUUCCCUUGAGGGCGGAAAGGAGAGACAGAAAUAUCAAUAUUGCUGACUCGGCAGCAGGCCCUGGCCCCAUCCCAGACAGAUACAGCUCAGGAUCUGAGCUCAGAGGGGAAGGGUGUGUGUGUGUGUGUGUGUGUGUGUGUGUGUGUGUGUGUGUGUGUGUGUGUGUGUGUGUGUGUGUGUGUGUGUGUGUGUGUGUGUGUGUGUGGCAAGGGAAGCAGACAGUUGUCCAAGGCAAACAGGAAGGCUUCACUUCACAGGUGCAACUUUUGUGUGUGUGAGCAGGAGGAGGGCCUGGGGCUGAUAAGGAGGAAUGAGGGGUUUUUGUCAGGGUUGCCAGGAGCAAAAUAAAACAACAUGAAACUAUGAAAUUAAAACCGUAUUUAAUCAAAAACGAUGGUCUCGACUGGAACAGAACAGAUACAGUUGUCGAAACUGUGAGGCCAAGGUGCCACAUGAAUAAAACAGCAACUUUCCCUUCAUACAGUCAAACACUGCUGACGUUUUUAACUUUUGAUCUUUUGUCUUCAGGUAUUCAAACAUAAACUAGCGUGAUUCCUGCUAGUCACUGAUCCAAGAAAAGGUUGUCAACUUGUUCAAAUUAGUUGUUUUUUUUUGGAUUGACUAAAUGUUCAAAUUACUGUCCUCGCUCAUUGUUGUUGCACAUGUAGCAGCUCAGGUCAUUAUCAGGCCACUGAUGUCAGCCAGGCCAGGAGGAGAUAAGUCAGUCAAAGCUCGAGCUGUUUUGUUUGGCCUGGCACCUGCCCUGAUGAAAUCAGGCUGCAGAGAAUCAAUCCUCUUCCUCCUUCUGGUCAACUCUCUUCUUGGCAACUCAUCUGCCAUGAAGCAGAUUUACUAACCCUGUUGUUAGCAGAGAUUUUUCAGUUGAGUAUCAGAUUUCAUCCAGACAAAAAAAUCCUUUCAUUUGUAGGGAUGGGAGAAAAAAUCGAUACAGCAUAGUAUUGUAAUAUUUUGUCCGGUGAUAUAUUGUAUCGUCUCAUUUACCAAAUAUAGGUCUUUUUUUUUUUCAAGUUAAUUGCUAAUAUGAAGUCAAAUCUUUGAUAAUGGAAAAAUAGAAUCAACAGUAUGUUCAGUGAGGUUGGUAGAGGGGACAUUAUAGAGCAGGAGAAAGUUAGUACAACAAAUAUAUAUAUGAGGUUUGCAAGAUGUGCUACAUGAAAAUAAAAUACAGCGUAAAUCAGACAAACAUAAAGAAAAGCCAAAUGCUUAAUUAGCUAAACAGUUGAAAAAAGUUUAUAAUCGCAAUAUAUUGUAUCACAAUACUCACUGUAUUGCAAAAUGUAAAAAAUCGCAAUAAUAUCGUAUUGUGGUUCAAGUAUCGUGAUAAUAUCGUAUCAUGAGGACACUAGUGAUUCCCACCCCUAAUUAUUUGUGAGGGUUACAGCACUGUAGCUUAACUGAACUCUAAUAAUUCAGAUAAGUUUCUGUGUGGAGUCCAGUCUUUGAUCUUCACUUUGUUAAAUGUGGGAAAAAAUGAACCCCCAGGAAUACAACCCUAAAUUUCCUCUACCAUCACAACCCUAAAUAAACCAGAGACAUCUCAGUGUUUGAAGAGAACUGGCUCCCACUUUGAAAAAUGAACUCCUCGAGAUGCUACAGGAAGUAGUCCCACCUCUGCUCCUUUAAUGGACUGAGCUCCCAGCUCUCACCCAACAAAACUGGCACUGGUCUUCAGUGGAACAGCAGGAUCAGACCUUCCUGUCACUGCACGAUCCCUGCAGCCCGGCCAAGGCCAACAGUCUCUUCAGCCAAGUCUCUGCAGGCCGUUUGAUUUACUGAUGCCCAAUUAGUUUCUGAUGGUCACAGCGAGUUCUGCUUAAUGGAGCAAGGGUUAAAUUAAAAGCUGGGGGACCAAGUUCAUGGUUCAGUCAUUUUCUCCAUAGUUUCCUUGAGUUACAAUUUAAUCACCUAAGAUUUCAAAUGUCCUGCAGUUUUUUUUCCCCUUCCCUUUCCCCUUUUUCUACUUGUAAUACAAGCGUGCCUGUGAGGAGAUUAAUCGUAGCAUAAACCAGAGAAUGACCCUAAUCCACAGUUUCAACAUUCAUUUGCUAAUUUCCCAAGAUUUUCUCAAGCAGCUGUGCUCUCUUUUUUUCUGCACUUCUCACCACUGCCUGAAAGCCAGUGAGAGUAAAACGGGCUGGAUAUCUGUGUCGUCCUACUUUGGACUUCCUGCUCCAUUUCUGGCUCUAUUUAUGUCCAAACCUCUGUUCCACGUGUGUUUGUGUCUUUUUGUGUGUCAAGCUUGUCAUUCAGAAAAAAAAAAAAGACUGCAUUCAGUUUUCCAUUUGUUGUGUGCUUAAACUUUGAUGUUUCACACAUGAAGCUCAAUCCAAAUAUCACCUGUUCAUCUUCAUGCUACUUUCUGCAGUGUUUCUUUCAGGGAUAUGUUCUUAUGUAAAGUUUCGGUAAUCCAUGUUGACUCUUCAUGAGCUGAUCAUUAGCUAAUCUCUUGUUUCAUACACUUCUACUUCCUGUACUUUACAUGCAAACGCUAACAAGUGUUACACAGCAUCAGUAAUGCUCUGUUUUUUCUCUAUUUUUCAGGAACAAGAAGAAAACAAAAGUGCAACUAGUUGGCCAGAGUACUACAUUGAUCAGCUUAAUUCAAUGGCAGCUGUAAGUCAUAACUUGAACCGUGUUUUUUAGAGUGAGAUCGAAUCCCUGUUUCUACUCUGGUUGUUAUUUUCUAGAGACUAAGUCCAGGAUUGAAAAGUGAUCUAAGACUAACUCUGAGUUUAAAAGAAAGUUUUUCAACAUUUUGUCAAAAAUGAUGCUUUCAACUCAAGAAAAUCAUUGAAGCCCAUGUGAGGCUUUAUUUGCUGUUCAUAAAAGUGACAACAAUUUGAGUAGUUGCUUUAGAUUAAUAUAUAUUGAAGCUACAACCACAAACAGACAGUCAUUGAUAGGAAUGUUAUUUUCAUUGUGAUUUUUUAUGCCUGGAACCACUACUGUUAGGUGUUGACAGAGAGAGUUACAGCCCAGUGCAAAAGCAGAUUUUUUAAAUCACUGCAUACAUUCAAAGUGAGUGAUUCAUUAAACUGUUAAAAGAAAGAAGUUCUAAUGUACAGGACAAAAUCAGUCAUACAUUAGAUGUACUGCUUCACCCACGGCGAGUGCCAAAAUCAACAUCAACCAAAAGUUUGUUACAGGAGCUUUAAAUGAUACAAAAAUAUGAUUGUACUCAUGCUGCUGUCACCUCAAAUUCAACCACAGCUUUUAUCUAUCACACUGGCUGUCUUAGAUAAAAUUCAAUAGAAAGGUUAUUUUGUUUUUUUGUCUUGGCCCUCUGGGAUUUAUUUUCCUCGAGAGUAUUGUGUGUAAACCUUUGGAAAUCAAGAUUGUUUUCUCAGAAUCAGAUUUUUAAUAUCCGUCAUCUCUUGUCUGACAGAGGAAGACGCUCCUCGCUCUGGAGAAAGAGGACGAGGAGGAGAGGAACAAAACCAUAGAGAGCCUGAAGACAGCUCUGAGGACUCAACCCAUGAGGUGGAAAGAUGUUUCCCUCAUCUUUUCUUUCUCCUUCAUGCCCUUUGCAUUAAAUACUACCCAUCCUCCUCUCACCUCCCUUACUCUGUCUGUCAGUCAUACAGUUGCUCAAAACAUUAUGCAAAUGAGUCCUUGAAGCAUAAAACAGCAUUGAAGGGCACUGCUGUGUCGUUCAAAGAAAGGUCAUCGUCCUGAAUUUACAAUCAGGUGGAUCUACUGCAGUGUGAAGCAUUUUAACUUUCCCACUGAGAUGAUUCACUUACAGUAAAGAGAAAUCAAAACUGAGGAAUCUGAUGAUGACAGUAUACAGGCAAACACUGUAGCAUAUGUUGCAUUUGAUACUUGUUUUUCAUGUUUUAUAGUCAUUUCUGAUCCAUUAACAAAAGGACUACCAGAAAUACUGAGAUGAAGAUGACUUUUCUUUUCUUGCCCCCCUUUUAGGUUCGUGACACGUUUUAUCGAUCUGGAUGGCCUCACAUGCAUUCUGAACUUUCUUAAGAGCAUGGACUACGAGACCACAGAGUCUCAGAUCCACACGUCUCUGAUCGGCUGCAUCAAGGCUCUCAUGAACAACUCGCAGGGCCGGGCCCACGUCCUCUCACACUCUGAGAGCAUCAACAUCAUCGCUCAAAGCCUGGCCACAGAGAACAUCAAGACUAAGGUGGCUGUGCUGGAGAUCAUGGGUGCAGUGUGUCUGGUCCCUGGUGGACAUAAGAAAAUCCUGGAGGCCAUGCUGCACUACCAACGCUUUGCUUGCGAGAGGACAAGAUUUCAGGUCAGGGCAAAUCAAGAGCACGGCAGAGGUCUUAAAUCUGGUGCGGGUAUAACAAGUUCUUUAAAAAGUGACGUUGUGUGAAGAUGUUUUAACACCUGUAAUGACUUGUCACCCCUUAGACUCUGAUAAACGACCUGGACCGGAGUACAGGGCGAUACAGGGAUGAGGUCAGCCUGAAAACAGCCAUCAUGUCCUUUAUUAAUGCGGUGCUGAGUCAGGGGGCUGGAGAGGUGAGGUUUCUGUUUUGGAUGACUGAUUUUGCUUCUUUUUAGGGACACUUUAGAGACUUAGAAAAACACUGUUUGCUCAUAAAUGUGCAUCUUUUUCCAAAUAUAGACAAGUUUGGAGUUCCGUAUCCACCUCCGAUAUGAGUUUCUCAUGCUGGGGAUUCAACCUGUGAUCGAUAAGCUUCGUUCGCAUGAAAACUCAACAUUAGACAGGUAAGAUGCAGAACAGAGGGAAAAGCACUUUUUUUCUUAAAAGAAGUUGAGGCUUACAGAGGAUUUGCCUGCCACAAAGUAGGCCAGCCAAUGUGUGCUAAUCAGCUCAAAGAUCUUAAAUCAAAGACAAUAGAGAUUUAUUUGGCCAUGGUGUUUGAGCCAGAGAGCUUUUUUGAUGGUUAUUAACCAGAGAACACACAAACGUCCACAGAACUUGUCAUAUAUCUACAGUGCUCAGCAUAAACGAGCCUGAGUUGUCAGAAAACCUGUACUUUCCUUUCAAAAUCAACAUUUUCUAUGUCAGACUUUGAAACAAAACACUCCCCCUAUUUUUGGCCAUUGAUUGCAAACAGGAUUUUUUCAGUUGUAAACAAAAAGUAUUUUUUUCAAUAUAAAAUCAGGAUGCAAAAAUGAGUACACCCCUAUCAAAGUUCUAGGAGCAAAUCAUAUCACCCCUAUUUUCAUCUUAUGGGAAAUAAAAUGUUAUGUAUAACUCAGCUUUGUCAAAACUUUGUAUUUUUGCUCAUCUAGAUAUUGAGUAAUACAUUACUUUUAAUAGGGGGUGUACUGAGUUAUGCUGGGCACUGUAAGUCUUUCCUACUCCUAUUCCUGAGAUUAAAAUUUAAUGAUCAGGAACGUUCCUUAAGAUAAUGUAUGCCGCUCACUGUAUUUUAUUUCCACUGUCUAAAAAUACAUGUGACUUCCUCUCCAACCCACUACUUCUUCUCCUUCUCAGGCAUUUAGACUACUUUGAGAUGCUGCGUAACGAGGAUGAGCUGGCUCUGUCAAAACGUUUUGAGUCGGUAAGAGAGUAAAGAGGGUUCGUUGACAUUGCUCUCCCUGGAAAAAAAAAUGCAGAAAAUGUUUAAAGAGAGAUUGUUUGGCUCUUUCAUUUUUCCCUCAGGUACAUAUAGACACUAAGAGUGCCGGCCAAGUUUUCGAUCUUAUACGCAAGAAGAUGAACCACACUGAUGCAUACCCGCACUUUAUGUCUGUCCUGCAUCACUGUCUUCUUAUGCCACGUGAGUGUCUCUUAAGUUUACUUACUGUACCUCUGAAAACUAAAAAACACUGCAAAGAAACAGUGCUUGAAAAUGAGAUUAAAAGAUUGUGUUGGAAUGUGAUUAUCCUGAGAUAUUUUGGGGAUAAAUAAAGGUUGUAGUCGUAUUACUUUCACAAAAUACUCAAUAAAUCUGUACACUCUGGUUUGAGGCCAAAAAGAUAAGGCUGUUAACUUUGUUCUGAUUAGUCAGCCAGAAAUUGGAUCAGCACUUUCCCAGGCAUUAUGGAGUUGGCUGACUGAGAAUGCAGCACCUGAUCGGAGCUGGCCAGCUUUCCCGUGUUGUUUCACCCGAAAAUCAAGAACCACCAUACUGCUCCACUGACCUUAUUGUUUGAGGCUCACUUACCUUUUAAGUGACUUUGAAUUCAACCCCUAGUUACUCUUUAAACGCAUGGAGACAGUUUUUAACUCUACAGACACAAAAAGGAGUCUUUCAGCUGUACACUAUACCAAAUACAUGUAGGCUAGGUAGAAAAGGAAUCAAAAGAACUCAUUAUUUGGACAAAUAUCAAACACAAUGGGCUCUAUUCUCCGAUCCACUACUUACUAAACUUAAGGCUGCUCCUUUAUUUCCUGUCUUACAUUAUUGGACAAACUGAUUAAUCCAGGUGUGAUUGAUCAUUGUGACUAGUCAGUCACACCUGGAUUAAUCAGUUUGUCCAAUAAUAUAAGACAGGAAAUAAAGAAGCAGCCGUAAGUUCAGGAAGUAGUGGAGUUGUAGAGCCCAUUCAAAGACCCUGUUAAGUGGGGCUGCUCAAUUGUUGCAAACGUUAUAGUCAUGAUUAUUUUGAUUGACAUUUUGAUACUGAGACUGAUUAUUUAUAUCUUCAUUAGGUGCAUUUAUUCAUUCUGUAAAAUUUUUACACUCAUACUGCUGCAGCACAACACGUUGCAGAUACAGCAGUCCUGCAUUUCUGGGCAUCCUGAACUUCUUUGCACUUUCAAACCUUGUUGCACAUCAGAGCCAUUAAUGAUGGGGUUACCUUUUUCACAAACCACUCUGAGAGGAGAAGAGGGUAGGAGCUGGCCCUUUAAAUGAAUAUUAUAGUGUAAAUUAAAGCUAGGGUCAAACACACCGUAACAUUGACUUAAACACCCCCUCGAGAGAUGAUUGUUGGUGACUGCUUGCUUCUCUAGUUAUAUCAACUUUAGUAACAACUGCAUCAUGGCAAUACACAGCGGUCUAAGGAGCCAUGCGCCAAUGCUCAGAACAGCACCUAACUUCAUCAACAGUACAUGUAGGGUCUCAGCCAUAGUACUAGACACCAAACAUCUUUUUAGCUUUGUCUGAUUUCUUUAGCAAAAAGACCAAACACAACUCACCCACUCUCUUCCAGCAGCUGCUUGUUUGUGGGGGAGCCCUGACGAGUCGAUCACCGAGUGCAGUGGAUCAUUUCAAAUAAAAAUCAUCAUAAUAAUAAUUUUGCACUGCAGACAUGGUAGUUCUUCUGCUUUAGCAUCUUGGUCUGAUUGCAUUUUAUAAAGUAAUAAUCAUAAAUGUUCUUCCUUGAGUUGCAAAACUCGGUGAUCGACUCGUCAGGCAGCAUUCAUCUCUUGAGGGGUUGUCUAACUCAGUGUUACGGUGUGUUUGACCCUAACUUAAAUCUACGUCGGCAUAUCCCUUUAGGAGACAUAAAACCGUCAGUCCAUUGUCAAUACUGAGUUAGGCAACUGCCUGUACUAAAGGACAGUCCUCAGUAUACCAGAUUACCAGUCCAGCCCUGUACUUCUUCUCCUCACUGUUGAUUAAGUUUAAUGACCCUCCUUGGGGGCUUCAUUGGCCACAUACGACAAAAGAAUGAAUCACAGCCGGUGGCGCGGUAAUCAUCUUGUUAUUUUUUGUAAGAGGCCAAAAUCAUAAAUGAAAUAAAUUUGUUUAAGCAAGAGAUCAUGAGAUACAUGUACUUGCUCAUGCUGUUUGUGGUUUUACUUUGCUAUGUCACCAUAUCAGUAAUUGUUAUAAAUAAAUCUAUAUAACUUAUAGACAAGUUGACAACAGCACUGAUUCAGGGGUGAUUUUAAUGAUUUCAAAUGGUUUAUGUACACAGCUUCAACAAGUCUAUCUGAUUCUACAGAUUGUAGCACUUCCAUGGCAAUGACUUAUCAGUCACAGUCAUGUUUAGUGUUGGCCUGCUUAUUCUUCUUAAAUGACAUUUUAACUUAACAUCUCCAUAACAGUUGACAAGAUGAGGAGUGCAGACUUUUUCACCCAAGUGUUAACAGGCAGAGGAAGAAAAUUAAACCCAGGCUAAUGGAUCUCUCUUGCCCUCUUUCCCCAGACAAGAGGAGUGGUAACACGGUGCAGUACUGGCUGCUGCUGGACCGCAUUGUCCAGCAGAUGGUCUUGCAGAAUGACAAAGGACACGACCCCGACGUCACACCACUGGAGAACUUUAACGUGAAGAAUGUGGUCCGGAUGUAAGUCCUCCGGGAUAACCCCUCAACAGACUGACACAUGAAUGAGUGCAUGAAACAGAUGAUGCAGCUGCCAGAUUGAAGGAUGUGUUUGUGUUUCCUGAAAGUGAAAAGGCCAAAUGGUCAGCAGAGUUAUUUAUGCAGAAAUUAGUGUUCAUUAUGUGUUUGGCUCUUUCUGCAGGCUGGUUAAUGAAAAUGAGGUCAAACAGUGGAAGGAGCAGGCGGAGAAAAUGAGGAAAGGUUUGUGAGACUGAAUAUCUUUGAUUCAUAGGCCAGUUUAUAUGAAGUAUUGAUGAAUUACAUGGCGGUGUCUUUCAACACAGAGCACCAUGAGCUGCAGCAGAAGUUUGAGAAGAAGGAACGUGAAUGUGACGCAAAGACUCAAGAGAAGGAAGAUAUGAUGCAGACGCUUAACAAGAUGAAAGAGAAGUUGGAGAAGGAGAGCACGGAGCACAAGAAUGUCAAACAGCAAGUGGCCGAACUCACUACCCGACUGCACGAGCUCAACACUGUACGUACUUCAAAUAAAUCCUUACUGCAUGUUGAACAGAGCAGUUACUGAGUCCAUGAGGCAAAAAGUUUUAAUUAGGGCUGGGCGAUAUGGCCUCAAAUCAAUAUCGUGAUAUAUUGAGCAGUUCACCUCGAUAACGAUAAAUGGAGGAUAACUACUCCACAAGCUGCUCACCCCCUCCCACAUUGACUUCAUCUGUCUUUCCCUCUUUGAUACGGACUGGAUGGGGUGGAGUCGCGUCUCUGAUGUAGAACAGCGUCUUAAAGGGCCAUGAGACCAUAGUCUAUCUACAAACACCCAAAACCAACUUUAACUUGUUUAUUUUUUUUGACACCGAAUAUACUGAUAUGAGCAAAAUGACAAUGGUUAUUGACGUAAAUUUCAGUAUCUGUAAAUUUUCGGUCUAUCGCCCAGCCCUACUUUGGAUCAACCAUACCCUGUAAAGACCUCUUUAAGUGAAUCAUCUAAAAGUGUUUCCUUCAUCAGUCAAUACUCCCUCCGUUUUUCUUCUUCUUUCUCAGCAGCGACAAACAGCCGUCGUUCCCGGAGGCCCUCCCCUUGCCCCUGGACCUCCUGGUGGUCCCGUGCCCCCACCGCCUAUGCCAGGCAUUGGAGGCAUGGCCCCACCUCCCCCGCCACCACCUGGGGGCAUGAUGCCUCCUCCACCUCCCCCACCUCCUCCCCCUGGCGGUCCUCCGCCUCCUCCUGGACGCCCGCCUAUUGGAGGCAUUCCACCCCCUCCAGGAGCACCUCUGGGACCCUCCCUGAAGAAGAAGGCCAUCCCCCAGCCAGCCAACCCGCUUAAGUCUUUCAACUGGGCUAAGCUAGCAGAGGUGAGGACAGUCAAAAAGCCUUGAAUGAAUUGAUGAUUAUUUUAACAUCAAUAUGAAAAUGACGGUGUCUUCUUCCUCUGCUCAGAAUAAACUGGAAGGCACAGUGUGGAUGGACGUGGAUGAUGCCAAGGUUUUCAAAAUCCUGGACCUGGAGGACAUAGAAAAGACCUUCUCUGCCUAUCAGAGACAGCAGGUAUUGAGGAGGCACAGUUAACCCCCAUGAAGUCAUUCCCAUCAAGGGAUUGAAGGGAUCGAUGGGAUUGACGGGAUUGAUGGGAUUGAUGGGGUGGGCAGGUGGCUGAAGGGUGCAGCUUGCUUGCAGUUUCUUCAUUCAAAGGGGAAGGGAGACAUUUCUUUGAGAUAUGGGAGUUAAUGUCAUACAAAAUGUCAUGCCUGAGUCAUCUUGAACAUCUUUUUUUCAUCCAAUGGAGUGCUGUUUUAAUCCAAUUUUUGUUGUUUUGCAAGAUAUGAUUGAAAAUGCAUGAGUGAGCUGCUCAGAAUGGACUAUUAUCAUCCUAGUGCUUCUUUCAGUCACUGUUUCUUCACGAUCAGUAGUGUCUUUCUUAGUUUUUCCGUAGAGAAUGAGCAUGAUUGUUGAAAAUUUCUCCUCUCAAACACAAAGCAUGCAUAAUGAGAUGUUGAAAUUGAUUCAUUCAAUGUGUGACUCCUUACUAAAUUUAGAAUCUGAGCUAGUUUACAUGACAAAACUAAAUCUAGUCUCAAAUGUUGGAUGUGCACAGCAUGCGUAGCGCACACACUGAUCAACUGAACACCCACUCAUGUCCCACUGCUGCUCACUUCAUUACUGACGGAUCAGUUGGUGAAUGAGCUUUGAUUCAUGUUGCUGUGUUGUUGUUUUUUUUAUUUUAUGGGCUGCGAUCACGUAUCUGCUUUACUUAUUCUAAUGACUGCUUACAUCUUCCCUGCUUCUUGCCUGCGUUUUAGGACUUCUUUAUGAUCAAUAACAGCAAACAGGUGAGUGCUCUUACAGAAGACACACGCUCUGAACGUGUUUUACUGUCAUUUAAACUACUUUUAUUGUGUGUUUGACAGAAUGUAAAAGCUUUAGUUCAGUGUUAUUUUGUGAUGUGUUUCAUGUUUGCAUGUUUGUGUGAUAGUUUCUUAAAGCCUUGUUAUGUGUUUUCUUUUGUUUGGGGAUUUAGGGUGUAUGUCAUUUUUAUAUUUUUGUGUCUCCUACUAAAACUAAAUUGAGACUCAAAGUAGCCCCCCAGCUGAACCCUAACUUUUUGAUCACUCUGCUACUCUCAGAAAGAGGCAGACGACGACACACUGGGCUCUAAAAAAGUCAAAGAACUCUCCGUUAUUGAUGGACGGCGAGCCCAAAACUGCAAUAUCCUUCUUUCACGGUAAGUUCACUCCAGUGUCUAAGACACUACAGAUUUAUCUAGGAAUGAUGUUUGUUUUAUCUUUGGCUCAUGUGAUGUGUGUUGCAGGCUGAAGCUUUCAAAUGAGGAGAUCAAGAGAGCCAUCCUCACCAUGGACGAGCAGGAAGAUCUCCCCAAAGACAUGUUGGAGCAGGUAGGUCACAUGGUCUCCAUUCAUUCAGCGUGUUUACGUACAUGAGAUUACAGUCUGUUCCUGCCAGUAAGCUGAUUUCUGCAAAGUCAUGUAAUGGUGGUCAGGGGUCAGAGAAGACUGAUAGCCCUGGAGAAGGUAGAGGUAGGCAGUAUGGCCUUAAAGUAUACCGUUAAAUCCUCCAAAGAUUCAGUUGAAGUCAAACAUAGCGGGAAGAUUUGCAGCCAAAUGCAUCUGAGUUGAGCGCAGUGAAAUGUUCCACCUGGUGAUUUUAGAGCAAAUGAACACUCCUAAUGCUGUAACUCAAAAAAUCGAAUGUGCUUUUCAUACAGACUGGGAAUUUGCCCUUGUAAUUCAAUUAAAGCAACGGUUUUCAAUAUUUAUACUUUUCCAGGCCAGAUAUGUGCUUGGUGUCACUUAUUCUACAAGGACUGGAGUAUAUACUCCAAGGGAAAAUGUUAUUAUUUUUUUUUGCUGUGAAAAGACACAACAAAAAUGGAUAAAUGAAGAUUCAGUCACAUUUUAGCAGGAGGAAACGUGACUUUUUACAUGAUUAAGUAAGGGAUAAUGUAAAGUUAGUAAGUAGUUAAGCAAAAUUGAAUCCUUACAUGGUGAGACAAGACCCCAACACAAACCCCCUUUCAUUGCCACCAGCGUAUUUGCAACAUCUAGACUCAAAACUGAUUGAAGGCGGAUUUUGUUUGAUAUCAAAAGUUCUUUUUACACAUUUAGACAAACACUUCUUAGAUUUACAUAUUGCUUGACUCACUCUUAAAUGCCUACUUUUUGGUCCAAUAAACCUUAAAUAUAAGAUUUUCAUUCACUGUUAAGUCUUACAGUUGGAAUUAUUGCGACUUUCCCAGUACCUUAAAAAUGUCGCUUGAGGCAGAGAAUAGGUCCUGUAUUUUUGUGUGACAGGCCGCUGCUGCUCCAACAGCAAAAACGCUCCUACAGUGGUCAGUGAUUUACAUGCGCACAUCAGAUGUUAUAUGUGUACACUUUGGGUUGGUAUCAAAGCAAACAAAGAACAUAAAGCACGGUCAACAAAAAUGAUGGCUACCUAGGCUCACCUAGGUAACCCCAGUGUAGGUGAGACAGCUCCUUAUAUAACCUACCAGAUUUCAAACACAGUGCCCACAUGACCUGAAACCCAGUAAAACCAAUGACAAGCAGACAAAAGUAAUUGAACACAGGAUAACCGAUCAGCAAAGAAACAUUAUGAAUGCUUUGCUUAGCUGUUUUAAAUCAUGUUAAACGUCCACAGGUUCAGCUGUAAAAGGCUCCUUUCUUUGAUUCGAUGUGACAAGUGCAGUUAGGUUAUUCCUGGCAUUGAUUUUGCUGUUCAGAAAUAAAAAACAUUUUUAAAGAGUUCUGACCAAUCAGAAUCAAGUGUUUAUUGACGCCAGAUAUGCCGGUUAAUAAUAACUGAGUUAAGUCAAGUCAGACUUCACAACACAUAUCAACACCAAAUCCAGAAAAAUGAAGUUUACAAGACGCAGAGCACACAUACAACUGUACAUACACACCUACACAGAUGCACUCGCACACACACUGAAAUCUUUGACACAAACAGAAAAAAUGAUCAUUCUUGGUUGAUCAGAGUUUUUUCUUCCUCAUCAGCUGCUGAAGUUUGUUCCUGAGAAAAGUGACGUGGACCUUCUGGAGGAGCACAAACAUGAGCUGGACCGGAUGGCCAAACCUGACCGCUUCCUCUAUGAGAUGAGCAGGUACUUCACCAUUUUCACAUAAGAAUAAGAGGAACUUUAUUUAUAUCUUUAUCACUGAAGGGAAAUUCAAAUUCAAUUCAGUUCAAAUUCAAUCACUUCUGCUUUAAUAAAGAUGUAAUACCAGCUUCAGCUCACUAACAAUGACCUCUCUUUCCUCUUAAUGGAAGUAGAUAAACUGAAUGACACAUGUGCCUCUAUGUCAGGAACAAUCCCUCUCUGUGUGGAUCAUCACUUUCAAAUUACGUUAGAGAGAGUCAGCAGUGUUUUAGCAGUAUUUUUUUUUAACAGUUUUAGCUGCGAGCCCUUCAAGAUAAAAGAAAUGAAAGGACACGUGAUUGCUCGGCCACUCGCAGUUUAAAUUUAUCUGUAUGACGGUUAUAAUACACAACCAGCUAAGAUCAGUGACUGACAUCACUGCAGAAGAAUGAGCACAGACGCCUCUGAGCCACUUAAACUGAGAUUUAUUGAAAGACCCUCUUGUUUUGGUCUUCAUAAUUUACUGUACUGCACUGUUUCUUGUCAUUAGUUUCCUCAGAGUGCAGAAUAGACUGAAGGGCAGAUGUCACUGUGGCUUUCACUUGCCACAGAGUCAUAAGUUUAUAAGCCGAGAUAAAAAAAAAGCCAAAAAUAAGUUUCAGAACCUCAAGUAAAACUUUAAACGUCUCAUUGAGUAAGCACAAAGGCGACUGACUUUAUUUUUCUAAAGCGCAAUGUCCGUGUUUAUAGCUUUUGUGGACAUUUGUGGAUUUCCCUGUUUAUAAUUCUUAUUUCUGAUCUAUUUUCAUUCCUCUCUGACACUCUUUUUCCAUCUCUUCUCCAGAAUAAACCACUACCAGCAGAGGCUGCAGUCUCUGUAUUUCAAAAAGAAGUUUGCGGAGAGGAUAGCUGAAAUCAAACCCAAAGUAGAAGGUGGGAAAACUACAACAGGAAACACAAAGAGUUAAUUUGUUUACAACUCAAAUGUUGUAUUAUUUUAUUUUUUAUUCCUGGUGAUGUGCCAGCCAUUUGUUUCUAAAAAUAAACCAGUGAGGCACCUUUUAAUGACUUAAAACCGUGACUGUUUUUUAUGUUGUCAUGUCUCAGCUUUGACGAAGGCGUCGAAGGAGAUUUUACACAGCAAGAACCUGAAGCAGCUGCUGGAGGUGGUGCUAGCAUUUGGGAACUUUAUGAACAAAGGUCAGAGGGGGAACGCUUACGGCUUCAAGGUUUCCUCGCUCAACAAGAUCGCUGACACCAAAUCCAGUAUCGACAAGUAAGACAAAAUCGUUUAAAAAAAGAGUAACAGACAAUAGCAUGAACACAGAACACAUUAGUUCAAAUACCAUAAAGUUAUUUAUAUCCAAACCUACGUCUUUAAAAGGUGCUCAAAGUUUUGCUGCAUUGUCUCUUCUUGUCUGCAGAAACAUCACCCUCCUGCACUAUCUGAUCACCAUCCUGGAGAAAAAAUAUCCCAAAGUCCUGAAGUUCCAGGAGGACCUCCAGAGCAUCUCAGAGGCAGCCAAAGUCAAGUACGAGAACCUGCAGCUAGACUCCCUCUCCACUUGUUGGCUUUAAACUUUUUUUAUUUUGCAUUUAAUAUUCAGACCCUUCUCUCAUCCUGUAGCAUGACAGAGCUGGAAAAAGAUAUCAACAACCUUCGAAGCGGUUUGAAAAGCGUGGAGAGUGUGAGUAACGGGGAUCUAUGAUAUAAUACAUGUUCUGAAUCAUUCCUGCUCUUGGACUAUAUUUACUGCUCGACUUUUCAAGCUUUCGAUUCAUUUCUUCUCCCUGAAUCGAUGUCACUUGUAGGAGCUGGAUUACCAGAAAAAGAGACCGCAGGAGCUCGGUGAUAAGUUUGUGUCAGUGGUGAGUCAGUUCAUCACCGUGGCCAGCUUCAGCUUCUCCGACGUUGAGGACUCUCUUACAGAGGCCAGGGACCUGGUAAGUCCUGGACUUGUUGGACUGGAGAACACCGCUGUCACUUUCUAUACACACGCACCAUGCUUGCAGCCCAUUUCCUUUCCAUGCAGCUGUUUCUACACUCCACGUUGACCUCAUCAGUCACCUUUAGAGGAAAGCUAACAGCAGGAGUGAAGUGUUUUAGCUUCCUACCACAGCACUGCCGCCACUUUAUUGGUCGGCCUGCUCUCAGCCAUGUGCACAGGUCAAAAGAGAGAGCAGGAACAGAGGGGCGGGUAUCGUUUUACACAGUUAUGUCCAAUCCUACUUUUGGCUUUGUGAAAGUCCUAAUAGAGCCUUUAUUCUCUUAGAAAUGAAGAUGUACUGAGUUGAAAGCAAAAAUACAUACAAAGAGUGAUUUUGGAGCCUUUUAAAGGAUGUUUUUAACAAGGAGAGUCCUGAGCAUUUGGUCACAUCAACAGCCUAUCGUUGAAUUUUUACAUUUAUAAAACUAUACAAUACAAGAAGUGUAUUGAUCCCCUAAAGGCAAUUCGUUCUAGUACAGGGGGAAUUUUUUUUUUUCCUUUUUUGCAUUUUAAUGUGCCUCUGUGUGUGUGUGUGUGUGUGUGUGUGUUUAUUUGCUGUUUUGACCUCUAGUUUCUGUGAAUCAUUAACUUACCGUGUCCUGCAGUUAAAUAUUUGAAAGUGUGUACAGUAGUCCUCUGAAGAACAUUCAAACUCUGUUAACAGCUCUUCAGUUGGGGCCCAUGUGAGCCUGAUAUUUGGAAAAAAGUAUCUUUCGAGUCAUAAAUGUACCAUCUGUAACACUUAACAUGACGCCUAUCUCUACAACACAUUAUAAACAUAUGUAUAAUGCGUUAUAAUCACGUUAUAGCACUGUAUAACUAUAGUUAUAAACACUCAUAAAUGAUCAUAAUGCUUUAUAGCAAUAAUCACAACACAUUAUGAAGCAUUUAAUCAUGACUUACAAGGUCGGGUAUUCAAGUUUAUAAGCAAAUUAUAACACAUCAUAAAUAUAUGUAUAAUGUAUUAUCUUCGUUGGCAUUGUCAGUGAGUUAUUAACAGUUAUAACACAUUAUAAUACAUGACCUUGUAAGUCAUGAUUAAAUGCUUUAUAAUGUGUUAUCAUUAUUGCUAUAAAGCAUUAUGAUCAAUUAUGAGUAACUGUAGUUAUACGGUGCUAUAAUGUGAUUAUAACACAUCAUAUAUGUAUAUUUAUAAUGCGUUAUAGAGGGCGUCAAGUAAAGUGUAACCAUACUGUUGAUGGUUGUGAGGAAGUAAAAACAUUUAAAUGCACAUAGAAGUUUAAAAAAAAAAACCAUUUCAAAUCUACCUUUCCAGUUUGAAGUGCACCUUUGCUUUACACCUGAUGGAGUUUGCAUGUGAUGCACAGAGUAAGAGAGUCUAUGUUCUCAGCAUGAUCUCACAUCUGGAUGUUCUCCAUUUUAACUCGCUGUGAAAAUCCCCCUCUGACACACUGUCUUAAUUUGGGCUCUGGCUCCAAACUCUGGCCUCGGUUGUAAUCAGUAGCCGGUCAGAUCUGGGUUUAUGCUGGCUUCAAAGCUGAAAUACUGGUACCCUGCUCUUAUUUCAAAGAGCUGGGACUUAAUGAGUCUCCUGUAAAACAGUCAUAACAGAGUGAGUAAAACAUGGUGUCCUGCUGUAAAUCUAAUCCCCUUCUCCUCUCCCUCUGUGCCCCCUCUCCCUGCUCCCACAGUUCCUCCGGGCAGUAAAGCACUUUGGAGAGGAUGCCAGUAAGAUGCAGCCAGAUGAGUUCUUUGGCAUCUUUGACCAGUUCCUGCAGUCGUUUGCUGAGGCACAGCAGGAGAACGAGAACAUGAGGAAGCGUAAAGAGGAGGAGGAACGCAGGGCUAAAAUGGAAGCUCAGGUAUGUGACCGGUCCUUUAUUUUCAUGUAUAGAAAAGCACAGACAUUAUCAAACAACUCGGCAUUAAAGCACUCGAAAAUCUUCCCGGUAGAAAUAUUCUUGAUUUUUUAAUCAGAGUUGAGGCAAGAUAGAGUUAACAGUUUCAACAUCAAUCUGAACUUUAACUUCAUUACGUUUGCUCAAGUUCUCCUCCCAGUGUUUUCAUUGGACAGAUAUGAAUAGUUCCUAUGGCUCCAUAGUUUUUAUCGUAUUACUUAGAAAGAAUAGUUUAGAGGGAGGAACAUGAAUAAAUGGAAAUAUAGGAGACGAUUUUCAGUAUAUGUAUUUUCUACCCUUUCAAAACAAAAGGUUGGUCACUGCAUCUGCCUUUGAACAAAUUCUGUAAUAAGAAGUAUUAAGAGCCCUUCUUUUUUUUCUGUUUAUUUGUUUGUUUUUUCCUCUCGUCUUUGCCUGUCUAUUGUCUAUGACUAUUCUUCCACAUGGAUUUUGGGUUUGAUAUGUCUUGGUAUAUUGUUGGGACUGUUUGUUAUAGUUAUUUUUAAUACAGAGAAUAUAUGUUUUAUUUGUUAACUGAAAAUUACAAGUAAAAUAUUUUUUAAAAAAGAAAGAAAGAAAGAAAGAAAGAAAGAAAGAAAAAACAAGGUAGGAAACAGCCAGUUAGCUUAGCAAAAGUCUUAGCUCUCUCUGACAGUAACAAAAGCUGCUUCUACAGAGGUAAUGAGUGUUAAAAUACAGAGCAGACACAGAUUUUCAACUUGUUUUUGUAAAUAUUUGUGUCUGUUUUUAAAACGAUUGUUAAAAUCCAGUGUAUUUAAAUUAUAAAUAAUAUAAAGAUGGUCAACAUUAGCUACUGAUUAGCUACACGUUAUUUGCAGAUGGGCUUACGUCUGUUGAAGGCAAAUAACUGCUGACAUUGAUGUUUAAUACAUACAUUUGUGCAUCACUAACAUUUAUAAUGAUCAAUAAAGCUCAUUUAAUGAUCAAACUGUAUCUGGCAUAUUUAGCACUUAUAGAUUCCUAAAUGUAAAGUUUGUGAGCUCUGCCUACAAAUAUCAAAUCAAUCAAUCAAAUUUUAUUUAUAUAGCGCCAAAUCACAAAAGUCGUUAUCCAAAGAUGCAGAUCUAGACCACACUAAUUAUUUGAUGAUUUACCAAGACCCAACCUUAAAAUGGGACAGAUUUGACCCAUCUUAGCCAACACGAGUGACAGUGGCAAGGAAAAACUUCCUUUUAACAGGCAGAAACCUUGGGGAGGACCAGAUCCAUGUUAGACAACCAACUCGCUGCUGCUGAGUUUGGGAGAAAUAUCUUCUGUUGUAUUUUGGCAAUGCUACUUGCUUACUUCUCUUUUUUAAACAUUUUUAUAUCAAGCUUAGCUAACCAAACUUUUAAUACUUAUUACUGAUGAUACUGAUUAUCAAUUAUUGUAAGUGUAUCUUGCUAAGCAAAGAAAGAGGGGAGUUACCUGAGGUAUUUCUUUUAUCCUGAGGCCAAUAACCAAAGCCAAUAUUUCUCUCUGUGUGCCUCCAGUUGAAAGAGCAGAGGGAGAAAGAGCGAAAGGCCCGCAAAGCAAAAGCAAACGGGGAAGAUGACGGCGGCGAGUUUGACGACCUGGUGUCGGCCCUGCGGUCAGGCGAGGUCUUUGACAAGGACCUGUCCAAGAUGAAACGGAACCGCAAGCGCUUCAACAACCAGACCACAGACUCAAACAGAGAGCGACCUAUCACAAAGCUCAACUUCUAAACUGCAUUGAGGUCAUCAACCUUAUUUCAACUCCCCCUAAACAAUCAGUCUGACCCUCUGGGUUAGAUUGACAUGCACAUUCCUCGGCACCUCCCUCCAUUCCCACCCAGUUAGGCUUCAGAGGUGCAGCACCACACACACAGCGCAACAUGUUCAGACUCUUCAUCCUUUGUGAUUUUUGAUGUUUAUCCAAGCAGAAGCCAAAAGUUGUUAUCAACAACCAAACAGGAGGAUUAGUUUGGUUAGAUGAAAUGUAUCGUCGAGAAGCAGGAUGAUGUUUCCCCUCGCUGAAAAAGUUUUCCUAUGUGUGUGUAAGAGAUGUUUGAUAGGACCUGCUCUGUGCUGUUUUUUUGUACAUCGAAAUCUAUGCACAGAGUGAAAAUGUGCAGCUCACAGACUCCUCCAGGGCUUGAAGCUCGAUCCAAACAGGAAGAUGAUUCCAAAACACAAGGGGCCAUUUUGUACGGACUGAUUUCAUAGAUUGAGACAGGCUGCUGGAUUGUUCGAUACGAUUUUUGAAGACAGACUGAAUCUCCACUUCCUGAUGACGCUGCCUCUCUGUUGCGGUCAGACCCAUCCCAGAAGUGAACCGGGGCGUUUUAGACAGAAGUGUUUUCUACUGGAAGUGAUGCAGCUACGAGGCAGAGUUUCUUUUCUAUUCUUCAUAUUGACGUGCAGCCGUUAUAUAUCUGAUCUCUGUAUGUUUAUCUGAUUUUUUUUGUUGUUGUUUUCCGGUUAAGAGCUGGCCUUAACUCUGUGGGUUCUAAUUGUUGAGUAGGUACUCUUAAAGGCCUGGGCCUAAUCUGCAAUUUCUGAGGAAGUAUGCACACGCGUGUCAUAGAUGAUAUAUAUCUAUAUAUAAGGAUGCGUGCUUGUUUCACAUGCACAUAGAAAUCCAUAUGACUAUGCUAAAUGCCAUUAAAACCAUACCCUAUCAAUGCAAUACACCCGUUUUCCCACUCUAAAGGAAGUGCUAAGUUUGUGUUAAGAUAGAUGUACUCCAUUUUCCCUGCGAUGGCUGGAUUUACACUGCAAGCAAAACAACACAUGAAUUUUAACAUGUCCAGAUGUGAUGCUUUCAUUCUUGUAGAAAACAUCACAUGUGGACAUGUUUCAGCAAUGUGAAUCCAUCCAGUGUCAAACACUUCCAUUCGACUUUUAUAAUUUAACUAUUGCCUUUCAUUGUACAAUGACCUGAUGAGAAUAAAUGGGAGAAAAUAA